ACAGACCUCCCCAUAGCCAUGCUCAGAGGCAGCUACGGGGCAACUGGGACUGUCAGAAUGGUUUGGCAACUACUUGAAGGCUCCCUUUUAACAGAUAACUGAACUCACAAUUGAAGGUUCUCUACUUUCUCUCUAAAAGGGUCUUUUGAGCUGCUUUUCCUUUUCAGGCAAGAUCCGGAAGAUGCUGAGGUCUCCUGAAAUUGUAACAUGUGCAUUUUCUGUUCUGUUCUUGUGGAAGUGAAAAGAGCUUUCAUGUUUAGCCCUUUCUUUGGUGUUUAUUUGAGUUAUUCUGAGCCGUCAUGGGAAGAGACUGGCUUUUCUUGUUUUGGUUUGUGCAUUUUUCUUUAAGAAAUAGGAGGGUUGAGCAACAUGUACUGGCUAUUCUCUGACUUGGUUUUCUCCUGUUUUAAAAAAAAUAGUGGAUUUGCUGUUACAAGGGGUGUAACUUAAUAUGUUCAGGAAAUGAGAACUAGGAAGAAAAAGCUUGAGAAAUCACCAAAAUGGUGGUAGCACAGUCUCACUUCUCUGUUGUUGAGGAUUAAAGGAUGCUUAAUGGAGGUGGCACCAGUUACACAUCAAUACACAACUUACAGAGUUGAGUGUAGUGGCUCAUGCCUGUAAUCCCAGCACUUUGGGAGGCCAGGCAAGAUCACUUGAGGACAGGAGUUUGAGACCAACCUGGGCAACAUAGCGAGACUCCCCGACUCUACAAAAAAUAAAAAGCUGGAUGUGGUGGUGUGCACCUGUAGUCUCAAUUACUUGGGAGGCUGAAAGGGAUUGCUUGAGCCUAGGAGUUUGAGGCUGCAGUGAGCUAUGAUAGCCACUGCACUCUAAGCCUGAUUAACAGAUAGAGACUCUGUCUCUAAAACACACACACACACACACACACACCUCAUAGCCAUACAUUUAUGAUCUCUCAGCAAUUCAUAUACCAGAAUAAAAUCCAAGUUGAGGGAUAGGACCAUAUAAAAUGCAACUAGUGUCCAACCAGGUAAAAAUGUAAUUAGUGAAAUGUGACUAGUAAAAACAUAAUUGCAUUAUGAAGUGAUUCAUGAAAACCAGUGCUUUAUUACAAUCUGUCAUCUUAAAGAUCACAGUUGCAUGAAGUGGAAAUAAGCUAAGUAUUUUUGCUGCCUUGGAAAAGUAGUAAGAUUUCAUGCUCAAAGCACAUCAGAGUGGCCCAAGCACUUCUGCUUUCUUAGAAAUAAUCUAAUUACACACACUCCUGGCAGUACAGUCAUAGAAAAAGGCUAAUGGUGUUGCCUGUUAUUUCCAGAAAGAAUCUCAAUCCUUUUGUAGUUUAAUACCAUAGACAUUAAAUAGAGAAUUUACAUUUCUCAAAGGAGACGUUUGUGAAAUUAAUCCUGCUAUUUUGUUGGGGGCUUCCUUGAUACUUUGGGCUAUCCUGGGAUUGUCUAUAGUGAGCAUUAUGUCCAGCUGUUUUGAUAAAGCAAGGGUCUUGAGUAAUGUGCAGCGUGUUUCAGCAGUGAAGCUGACAGCAAAGGUGUAGCCAUUCGCAUUGUGAAAGCAUGAAGUUAAAUAUGCUGCCAAGCAGUAUCCUUUGACAUACAGAACCCAGUGGUUUUGAAAGUAGGGAAGGAGCAGUGCUGGGGAAAUCUGGAGUAAGAUUGCAGAGAAACUUCCAGGCCAACAGCAGAGCUUAAAACCUUCUGUAAAUCACCUGUAGACAAAGGAGGCAAGCUGAGCCCUUGUGUUCUUCGCAGUUGUAUUUCAGCUGUGAGAAAAAGAAACAAAUCAAGCAAUUAAUCUGAAAUAAAGGUGGGAUCUUAUUAGGGUAAAAUUCAUUAGUGAUAAUUACAGUGCAAGAAGUCAUAAAGCCAUUGCUGUUUCUAAUACAGAAACACACAAAUACAGUAAAAGUAAGGAUCAUGACACAAUGAAGUUCCCAUCAACGUUUAAUUUAUGUUAAUUGCCAGCAGAAAGGCCUCAAUUUACCAUAUUUAAUGCUCUUGAAAUAGUUCAGUCAGUUUAGUGUAUGGUGUUACUUUAUAACUUAAAACAGCUGUGCCUCCACCUCUGCCCUCCAACUCACGCUUUACUUGGUCUGGAUAAAAAAUGCAUUUGCUUUCAGAAAAUUCAGGCAGGAAAGUCAUUAUGUGAACCCAGAUAAUAUAAGAGAAAAAAGUCAACAGUACCUCUAGAGUUGUAUGCAUCUGUUUGCUAAAAAGAUGAUUUGAAUUCAGUAUAAUAGAUAACUAGGUUUUUCCUUUCUUUUUUUUUUUUUUUUUGAGAAGGAGUCUUGCUCUGUCGCCCAGGCUGGAGUGCAGUGGCGUGAUCUUGGCUCACUUCAACCUUUGUCUUCUGGGUUCAAGCGAUUCUCCUCCCUCAGCCUCCCACAUAGUUGGGAUUGCAGGCACGCGACACCACGCCUGGCUAAUUUUUGUAUUUUUAGCAGAGAUGGGGUUUCACCAUGUUGGCUAUGCUGGUCUCAAACUGCUGGCCUUGAGUGAUCCGCUGGCGGCUUCGGCUUCCCAAGGCGUUGGGAUUAUAGGCAUGUGCUACCACAUCCGGCCGAGAUUUCUUACUCUUGCAGCUUCUCUCCCCCUCCCCCCACCUGUUCUCUCCUGUUUUGUCUAUUUAAAAGGAUUUUGCUCUGUUGCACAAGCUGGAAUGCAGUGGUGAGGUCCCUGCUCACUGCAGCCUUGACCUCCCAGGCUCAAGCAAUUCUCCCCCCUCAGCCUCCCAAGUAGCUGAGACUACAGGCAUGCCACCACAUCUGGCCAAUUUUCAAAAUUUUUUCUAGAGAUGGCAUUUUGCCAUGUUACCCAGGCUGGUCUAGAACUUCCAGACUGAAGCGACCUGCCAGCCUUAACCUCCCAAAGUGCUGGGAUUACAAGUGUGAGCCACCACACCCAGCCUUAACUUUUUAUUAAAGUAAAAUUUACUUUAAAAGUGCACAAUUUCUAAGCACACAGCUUUAUGAAUUUUCACAUAUUAAGCCCACCCUUGUAACUAGCAUAUGUGGGUAUAUUUUUAAUUAAAAUACUUCAAAAUGGAAAUUUCUGGAAAAAAUAAAACACUUCAGGGUAUUUUCUGUGUAAGGAUAUAAUGUAUAUGUCAAAUGAUGUGUUUAUUAAUCUUUUGCACAUAAAAGACUUAUGAAAUUCCUGUAGGAAAACAAUCUAGGCCACUAGAUUAUUAUUUUUUACGGAAGGAGCUGCUCUUUAAAUACAGAUUUAGGGAAUUAGGUAAGUUUUUUGGUUAUGAGUAUCAUAUUUUGAGCAUUGGAUAGUUACUGGCAUAAAUGAUCAGUUAAAUUUGCAUUUAAGUACGCUAAACAUUUCUGUUGUAGGGAAACCUGGGACUUGUUUUCUCCCUCUGGUUGCAGUGGGUUACAGGGGGAGGACCUGCAUGGUGUGUGUAUGUGGGGGGUGUCAUCAGUUCACUGCACUCACUGCUCUUAAUUAUAGCACUCAGGAUGGUGCCUGUGGGUCCUGUGAGAGUGAGGUUCUAAUUCAGUUACUCCCAGGAGAGGCCCAUGGUCCCUGGACCCCUUAGAAUAGCAAAGCACUUUAUCACAUGGUGUCCCCUCUAGGAAGCCUUACGUGAGAACCUUCUUUGGAUAUGAGUACUAGGAAAGGGUUCUGUUUUCCUUGAAAAACUGGCAUGUGAUUUUUCUCUGUGGAUGACCUGUAUCCUGCCUGUCUACCCUCUGAUCUGCUGAGGGGUGCCCAGUCUGUGGCUCAGCAUUGAUACAUUUUCCUGGUCCUGAAUUUUGUGUAAGCUCUAGUUUUCCUAAUCCUGAUUAAUUCAGUUCCCCCGCAACCCCCAACUUUAUUAUGUUUAAGUGAUUUAAAUCUUCAGUGGAAUGACGGUAGGGAAGAAACUUGAACAAACUGACAAACUGAUUUUGUUAGACCCAAUAAGGAAAGGCCUAAAGAAGACAGUCAGUGAUCAGGAUGUGCCCUUAGAUGCAGGCUCCCUGAAAACAAUGGCCAUGCCAGCUGCUCAGUGAAUCAGGAGCAAUCUGCUUAAUAAGAAAAGGGAGACCAGGCUUGGUGGCUCACGUCUGUAAUCCCAGCGCUUAUGGCAGAGCACCUAAGGUCAGGAGUUUGAGACCAGCCUGGCCAACGUGGUGAAACCCCAUCUCUACCAAAAAUACAAAAAUUAGCUGAUCAUGGUGGCAGGCGCCUGUAAUCCUAGUAACUUGGGAGGCUGAGGCAGGAAAAUCUCUUGAACCUGCAAGGCAGAGGUUGCAAUGAGCUGAGGUUACACCACUGCACUUCAGCCUGGGUGACAAGAGCGAAACUCUGUCUCAAAAAAAAAGAAAAAAGAAAAGGGAGUGAAUUCUUUACAUUCUCAAGCCAAAAAGUGCAGAAAAAGUAAGCCUUCUCCACUCACCAUGCAAAUACUUGCAUACCCAGACCCUUUACCAACCUAGAUAGCACUGCAAAGGGGUGAGACCCUAUGUGGGUCUCAUGUGAAUGAGGACUGGCGUUGGCAGAGGCCCUGCAUGUGACACUGUCCUAAGUGUUUGCCAUGUGUCAUCUCCUCAGAGAAGUACAGCAGUGGGAGGUGAGUUCUAGUUGGCCCAGUGUUUUAGAGGAAACUGGUUGGGGGCACGGAGACAGGUUGAGUCAGGAGGGUGACUCAGGCUCUCUCCUGCCCACCGGAGCCCUUCCUGACCUGUGUGCAGGGUCCUUGUCAGAUGUGCUGUUCACACAUCCGGAACGAGUGACAGGUCUGAGGAAGGAGUUCAUUACUCCCCUAGAGUGGCCAUUUCAUGCUCCACCUUUGAUGUCCAGUGUAUGUGUUGCUAGCUUAUCGCUGGAUAGCUGCUGCUGCCUUUUUAAGUUUUGUGGAUAUUUCAAUCUAAAAGGAAGAGGCUGAGGCAACAUUAAUGUAAGUUUAUUUGGGCCAAGCUUAAGGACUGCAGCUGAGGAGCAUAGAUUCAGGUUAGUUACCCUGGACACACAGUCUGAUGAGCAGCAGUUACAGGUGGAUUUUUAUUGCAGCCUGGGUGGCAGAGCAAGAUCUCAUCUCAAAAAAGCAAACAAAUAAAUAUAAAUAAAGGCAAAAAGGGGGCAGGGAGUAGGCUGAUACAAAGUUGUUUUUGAGGAAUUCUCACUGGCCCACACAAAUAACAUUGAUAAGAGAUUGGUUGUACACCAUCAAGCUGUGGGGUGUGGGUUAAACUGUCCAGUGUGGCAUUAUUAGGUUAAUUUAUAGCUACUUGUGGCAACAGCAGGCAAUUUCAGAAGGUGAAUACAUGCCACAAGGGGGAAGUAGAAUGUGAUUAUUCUCUCAGUUAAAUGUUUCUCUGGGGCUAAUAAUUCAAAAGAACUCAGAUUCCUCAGAUAGGAAUUCUUUUCUCAUUUCCAUCCUCACAGGGGUUGCUUCUCUUUGAUGUCCUCUCUUGGCCCUCAUGUCUAUGGGGCAUGGGGUUUAUCAGGGUCCCUCUCCCCUCCUCCUAUUCCCUGGGCAUCCACACUCAGCCACCCCUCAACAUCCCUGGCAGCUGGCCAGCCUGACUCCUGUCUCCACUUUCCUGCAGCUUCCGGGGCCUCCCAGACCCUGGUCUCACCCUCCCCACAUGCUCCCCUCUGCAGAGGAGCUCUCUGCAGUGUCUCAGCCUCCCAGAGAGCCCUUCCUGCUUGCUUACUUUGGGGCUCUCUGACAUACCAUUUUAUUGGCUGGAAGUAUCACCUCCUGUCUGGAUUCUAGUAUCUGCUGUGAUUCUACUCAGAUUCCUUUUUACACAGGCUCUUCCUGGUACUUCCACCUGGAUAUGAGCUGUUCCUAUUCAAAUUUUUUUUUUUUUUUUGAGACAAGGUCUGUUGCUCAGGCUGGAGUGCAGUGGCACAAUCUCAGCUCACUUAGCACUGACCUCCUAGGUCAAGCGAUUUUCCCGCCUCAACCUCCCAAGUAACUGAGACCACGGGCACACAUCACCAUGAUUGGCUAAUUUUUCUAUUUUUUAUAGAGACGGGGUUUCACCAUGUUGCCCAGGGUGGUCUCAAACUCCUAGGCUGAAGCUACCUGUCUGCCUCAGCCUUGGAGAGUGCUGUGAUUACUAGUGUGGGAUACCAGAAAUCCCCCCCCCCCCCCCCCCGCUAUCUCAGGUUUAUUUGUGUAAAUAGCACAGGAGGACCCCAGCCCCAUGGAGAUGGCAGCCCCAGGGGGUCGCACCAGUCCUUCUGUCUUCACGUUGGCAGACAGAGAUCUCUACUCUGAAGCCUUUGUAGGGGCCUGGGCACCUUUUGGGAGCCUGAACUGAAGCUGGAGCUGCAGCCUGGGCCUUGGUUUGAUCCUUGGCCUUGGCCUUGGCCUUGACCUUUGUCCGGCAGAGCCUAAGCCCGUUGACAAUGCGUGCAGAAGCAUGCUUCCCACGCUUCGGGUGGGCAAUGUAGGCAAGUCGAUUGAGCUUGCGGCUGACACCCUUUGGGAUCUUGGGCUUAACCUCCUUGGGCUUUAUGAGGGCCUUGCUGGCCUUGGCACAUGCACUCCUGGCCUUGGCGUUGUUGGCCUUCUUUAGGCCCUUGUUGUUGUGCUUCUUGGCAAAGCACAUGUUCCUCAGGAACUUGGGGUCCACCCCCUUAAGAGAGUCAUAUCUUCGUUACCAUUUCUGUGCCAUUUUUGGGACUGGUUGUGUGUGGUGUGAUUCUUGCACUUGGCCAUGUCUGCACCUAAGCCACGGUUCCCAAAGCACCUAGGACCGGAAGACCAAAAAUUUCUUUCUUUUUCUUUUUUUUUUUUUUUGAGUUCGAGUUUUGCUCUUAUUGCCCAGGCUGGAGUACAAUGGCACAAUCUCAGCUCACUGCAACCUCUGCCACCCAGGUUCAAGCGAUUCCCCUGCUUCAGCCUCCCAAGUAGCUGGGAUUAUAUGCCCAGCUAAUUUUGUAUUUUCAGUAGAAACGGGGUUUUACUCUGUUGGUCAGGCUUGUCUCAAAUUCCUGACCUCAGCAGAUCCACCCUCCUCAGCCUCCCAAAGUACUGGGAUUACAGGUGUGAGCUGCCACGCCCGGCCUCAGAAAUGUAUUUCUAACCCCAGUGAUGCUCCAUGUGAUGUGCCUUGUGUUGGCAGAUUGUUAUACUCCAGUCUUGCUUUCCCUGUCUUAGGUGGUGUUUCUGGAUGCCUAGAUCUUGGUAGUUUAUCCCCCCAUACCCACAAGGCCUCCCAUGCUGCAGAGCCUGUGCUCACUCAGUGCUUGCUGACUAUUGAGGGUUCUGUGUACUAGUCCAGGCAAAACCCUCCCCUCAGUUGCCGGACACUGGAAGAGAUGCUAACCAGAAAUGCAGAUCUCCUAGGGAUAUUUAUUUAGCUUAAUUCUAAUAGCAUGCAUCACCAAGAAAGCUACAGAGAAGUGGUAAUGCUAAUCUCCCAGCCCUUUGUCUUGGUGACAAGAUCCUGCCACAGGAUUGCCUCACUGUAAUAAAGAUAUUUUACUAAUGAAAAAGAUAAAGGAAUUUAAAUAACAUGGACAUUUCCUCUUUCUCCCUUCCUCUUGAAAGGGAACCACUGUUUGGUGUUACUGAACACUCGUGCUGAAAUAUUAGUAAGAGGAGAAGGAAGAAAGAAACGCUUAAGUUUAGGAAUGUCGGUCAUGUAACAGGAAAUUGUAUUACAAUGGCUUUUGGGUGUAGCAGUUCCUUGCCUUUUCCCCUUCUUUUUUUUCUUAGUGGCUUUCAAAUUAAAUUUGGCUCUGCCAAAGAGCACAACACAUACCUUUUUAAUGUAGGAUUUUAACUUGCUUUUAUAACACACAAGCAAAUCAUACCCCCCUGUGUCAUAGCUCCCCCCACUUAAGUCUUUCCCCUACUUUCUUUUUUUCUUGAGACAGAGUCUCUGUGCCUACGCUGUGAUCUUGUUGUGACCUCCACCUCCCAGCUACAAACAGUUUGCCCUGCUUCAGCCUCCUGAGUAGCUGGGACAACAGGUGCCUGCCACUGUGCCCAGCUAAUUUUUGUAUAUUUAGUAGAAACUGGGUUGGCCAGGCUGGUCUCAAACUCCUAACCUCAGGUGAUCCUCCCGCCUUGAUUUCUCAAAGUGUUGGAAUUACAGGCAUAAGCCUGGGCCUGGCCAUGCCACUAUUUAUUAAAGCAAUGUGUGUGUUCACUGUGUAAGUUUGGAAAAAGAAGAAAAAAAGAAAAUAAAGAUCCCCCACAAUUCUAUCAGCCCAGGUAAGACUGCUCUUAACGUGUUGCUAUAAAACUGGACAACUUUUUUCUAAUUACAAAAAUAGAUAAUGCUUUGCACAGCGGCAGUAUCAUAGCCAAUGAGGUUUAUCCAAGGUGUGAUUAUUGCUAAUUGGAAACUUACCCAAUACCCUGCCAUGACAAAUUGAAAUGUAGUCAGCACUGGCAGUUUUUGACAGUCUCUACAGAGACUGAACAGGAAAAAAAAAAGAGAGAGUGAUAUAAUACGUGGGAUACAGUGACUCACACCUGUAAUCUCAACACUCUGGUAGGCUGAGGCAGGAGGAUCGCUGAACUUAGAAGUUCAAGGCCAGCCUGGGCAACAUAGGUAGGAAGACCCUAUUUUUUUAAAUUAAAAAAAAGAAUUCUGUAUUAAACAAUAUAAUAUAUAUACCACACACACACAUCUAUGUGACAGUGUUGAGGUCCUGUGGUCCAUCAGGUCAGCCCAGUCAGUUCUCAGAAGUCUCUCCUGCCCCUGGUACAAGUUCCACCUUUGCUCCUGGGAGCUUGGUGGCUCUUCAAUGCCCCUUCUGGUCUUCUUUUUCUGGUCUUCCCUGCACAGUACCCUCCUCAGUCUGAUUUGUUUUAUUUUGUUUUUUGAAACAGGGUCUCUUUCUGUCGGUCAGGCUUCAAGUGCAAUGGCACGAUCUGGCUCACUGCAAUCUCCGCCUCCUGGGUUCAGGCACCCACCCUCAUGUCUGUCUGAUUUUCGUAUUUUUGUAGAGAUGGGUUUCACCAUGUUGGCCAGGCUGGUCUUGAACUUCUGACCUCAGGUGAUUCACCCAUCUCAGCCUCCCAGAGUGCUGAGAUGAUUACAGGCUUGAGCCACCACAUUCGGUCCUAAAAUACGAUUUUUAACAUCUGCAUUGUAUUCCAUUCUUCAAAUAGAUGUCCCAUAAUUUAUUGGAAAGAGCUGGUCAUGAACAAUUCUUCUACAUACAUCCUUACGGAUAUCACUGAUUUCCUUAGAACACAUUUUAGGAAUGGAAUUACUAGGGUAAAUGAGAGAACAUUUUUACAAUUCUUAUUUAUAUUGCCAAGUGGGUUUUUAAAAAUCAUUCAGUUGAAUUUAUACUUCCAACCCUGCCAACAAUGAAUAUUAUCACUACUACUACUAAAAACUAGAAGCAAGCAACUGUCAAUGUAAUAGUUGGUUUUGUAUUUUUUUUUUUCUUUUUUGAGAUGGAUUCUCACUCUGUCACCCAGGCUAGAGUGCAGUGGUGUGAUCUCAGCUUGCUGCAACUUCCAUUUCCCGGGUUCAAGCAGUUCUCUGCCUCAGCCUCCCAACUAGCUGGGAUUACAGAUGCCCACCACCACACCUGGCUAAUUAUAUUUUUAGCAGAGACGGGGUUUCACCAUCUUGGCCAGGCUGGUCUUGAAUUCCUGAUCUCAUGAUCCACCCACCUCAGACUCUGAAAGUGCUGAGAUUAUAUAGGUGUGAACCACCACACCUAGCUGGGUUUUGUAUUCUUAACUGCAGUAAUGGAUAUGUGUGAUAAUAGAAAGUGGUAAUGGUUCUCCAGUUUUAAGUACCAGAAAGCUCUCAUUUUGGUGGUGAGUGGGGAGGCUCUUAUUAAGUGCCUAACACUGAAUCCACUUUCCUGUUAAGAUGGGCUUUUGGCCAGGCAUGGUGGCUCAUGCCUGUAAUACCGGUACUUUGCAAGGUCGAGGGAGGUGGAUCUUGUGAGGCCGGGAGUUCGGUACCAGCCUGGUCAACAUGGUGAAACCCCAUCUCUACUAAAAAUAAAAAAAUUAAGCUGGGCCAGUGGCUCACACCUGUAAUCCCAGCACUUUGGAAGGCUGAGAGGGGAUGGAUCAUUUGAAGUUGGGUGUUCGAGACCAGCCUGGCCAACAUGAUAAAGCCCUGUCUCUACUAAAGACAUCUAUUCUUAGUAGAAACCCGUCUCUACUAAGAAUACAAAAAUUAGCCAGGUGUGGUGGCACACACCUGUAGUCCCAGUUACUCAGGAGGCUGAGGCACAUGAAUCACCUGAACCUAGAAAGCAGAGAUUGCAGUGAGCCAAGAUUGCACCACUGCAGUCCAGCCUGGGCAAUAGAGCAGGACAUUGUCCCCCAAAAAAGGGGGAGAGGGGCUUUUGAGGAAAUACCCUUACUCCCUGAAUAACUUACCUUUGUCAGUGGAGCAGGCCCUAGGUGGGGUCUAGGAAUCACUGGCUGCUUAUGUGCUGUGGUGUCAGUCCCUGCAUCCCUUUGGGAGCUGGGUCCCUCCACUGUGAGCAAUCUUCACUUCUAUCCCAGUGUGCAGUACAGAUAUUAGCAUUUUUUAAUGUGGGCUAUAAUGUGAAAAAUAUUGGAGAUCAUAAAUAUUGUUCACUUAAUGCCUGUUGUGUCACACCAAGCAGUUGACCACUGAGAUUAUUUGCUGUUAUGUGGUCGUAGAGACCUAGGUGGGAACUCAUGUACAGUCAAGAUUGUUGAUGGUCUUUGUUACCUGGAACCCCAGUUUUGCCUGGCUUGAUGGCUGGGGCCCUGGGAGAGGGGCUCUGAGUUUUGGCAUUCUGUGUGGGGGCUUCAUUUAAACUGUUUCUGUCAGUGCCAAACCAUUUGUGGAUGUAAACAGAAGGGGAAAAACCAACAAGGAAAUUGAAUGUUUUAUGGCAUUUAACAGUGUUCUCUUUUAGAUCUGUUUUUAAUAGGGUCACUAUGAAAUUCAAGUUAACAAAAAAAUGCCACAUCCAUUAUCAUAGUCAGUACCCAGCUUCUCUUUAUUUUGGACUUAAAAUUUACUUGCCAGAAAUUCAUAGCUCUUGAAUUAAAGCCACAUUUAUCAUACAUUUUAAAAUAUAUAUUAGGUUUUACUCGUUUUAGAUUUCUUUUUGUCAAUAGAGAUGGAGUCUUGCUGUGUUUCCUGGGCUGGUCUCAAACUCCUGGCCUCAAGUGAUCCUCCCGCCUUGGCCUUCCAAAGUGUUGGAAUUACAGGUGUGAGCCACUGUGCUUGGCCCCAUCUUAGAUUUAGAUACUUUUUAAAUAGUGUAUUUAGAAGGGAGAUUUUUCUCCUAAUUUUAUUUUAACAAUUUUUAAUCUUUUAUAAUUGACUUAUUAGUGGAUGCUUUUUUUCCCUAAGAGUUCUUGAUGCCUUUCCUGUAUUGUAGGAAAUGGCAGGAAAUUCUUCUCCACUCUGUGCCCUCCCCCAGCAACAAGCCUAGCUGUGUAGGCACUGAGCACUCGGCAGUGGCCCCAGGUGUCAGAAGCAGACAGAAGCACUAAAUCAAGCUGCUGGUAGCCGAUCCCACUGUAGAGGCCUAGGCCCCAGAGGUAGAAUAAGGAUGCUGGAGAUGAACAGGCUGUGACGGCUCAGCAGUCCACGGUGUCAUCAGGAACAAGUACCUUCUCUCUCUCUCUGCCACCCUUAGCAAGUGACUCCGUCUCGGUGUGACCAGAUAGCACCUCUGCAGUCAGUGUUCCAGUCUAAGCCGGGGAAGGACGCUGGCUCUGGCUCUUUGUCAAGGAGCUUCCCCCAUGCCUCCCCAGCCAGGUCCCAGUCACUUGGUCACGGGGGUUUAAACAGAGUCGGAAAUGUAUACUUCAGCUGGGCGUAUGGCCACCCCAGAUGCAACUGGGCUCUGUUGGUAAGGAAGAAAGGAAAAUUGGACCUUGGUUAGAAAGCCAUAGUACAGCUAUAUGUCUCCUUGGCUGUGUUACCAGGGCAUACCACACACCUUCUGAGCCUCAGGGUUCCUCAUCCGCACACUUGGGGUGAUAAUUGCUCCUACCUUAUGAGUUGUCCCUCUGACCAGAAAGAAUGUAAGGUAACUGGCCUGUGGUUGGUGUGCAGAGGCAGCAGUCUGACCACAAUGCCAUGUGUCAUUAGUGCUCAGAAACUUGUGAAGUUGCUGGAGAACUGGGCUUCCUAGUGCUGUGACGUGUUUUACUUAAUAAUAAGAUUGUUGUCCUGCCAGCCUGGGUGUGACUGGUCCCCUGUUCCACAGAAAUCACAUGGAGAAGAUUUGCUUAAACUUGUGGAAUGUGUGUGUCCUUGUGGUUUUGAUAUAUAUUUGGGUGGUUAUGACAUUAGAGGAAUUAUUAAUCAUGUAAUAGAAAUAAAGGUUGUUUUGUACAAAAGUAAAUGAUUAACAGUGACAAAUUUCUCCAGCCAAGAAAUACACAUUCAAUGUAAAUUGGAAGCAACUUCAUUUGGCUCAUAAAAGCUUUUAGUCAGCAGAGAGCUGUUGUAAAGCUAGUGGCAUUUGGCAUCUAGGAGGCCCAAGAAUGUGGCCAAGUGUAGUGGAACAAAUUGUACUGUGUGCCGGCUGUCAACCUUGGAGACACUUAGAAGAGCCUUUGGCAAUACUGUGUGUGUCUCUGUCACCUUCUUUCUUCUCCAUACCAAAUGGCUUCAUUCAACUCUGCUGCUUUGGUGUUGCCACUAUUUUUCUGGCGUUUUAGGCUGGAAAGCGUUUUAGCUAGGGUGAGAAGCACCACCCUGUGGCUGGGUAUCUCUGUGUUGAACUCGGUGUGUUUGUUUCUGGUCUUCCCCAUGCACAUCUCUACCUCUCUGUCCGAGGUCACAGUAGAAAGAGAAAUCAAGUCAGCAGGGACUCAGCGGACCCCUACUUUCAGGAUUGCCUUGGUAGUUUCCAAACUGUUUCAUCUAAAACAGGAAGGUGUAUUCUCUGUAUCUCUCUACCCCACCCUCCAUUCUCUCCCAUCCUCCCCGUUUCUCUUUCUCAACUAGUGGUUUCUAACAAACACAAGGUUCCUACCUCACAUUGUCUUUGGCCCUAGGCUCCACUUCCAGACUUUGUGUUAAUGAGUAUUUUCUCCAGUGGCCUGCUAUUUUUUUUUUUCUCUGAAGUGUCUGCUGCUAGUACUCUGCUCUGUUACACCUGGUUUCUCCCUGACCUGCUAAUUCCCCUGGUGAACUGUUCCUGAAUGGCAAGUCCCUUUGUAACCACUGUUCUCACUGUCCUCUUCCAAUCUGCUCUCUACUUAUCAAGCUUCACUAUUUCUUGUACCGACCCAGCCUCCCUGUUCUUGGGUCUGCCCUCUGCACCUCCCCUGCCACCAGGCUGUGAGAUUUUCUCCCGCACUGGAUUUGCUCAUGCUAUGGCCUCCCGAGUGCACUCCCCAGCCAGCCAUGGUCCACCCUUGGAGUCCUACUUCCACAACCCAUCCUUGUGGCAUUACCCGGCCAUUCAUCCCAGUGCCCGCUUUUCUGAAUUCUGAGUUCUUUCUUUUCUGAAUUUCCGUUUGUGUCAAUACCAUCCAGGGAACCAUGGUAGGUCUCUUAGGGUCUUAGGGAUUAUUUAGCCCAUGGGUGUCCAAUCUUUUCCCUGGGCCACAUUGGAAGAAUUGUCUUGGGCCACACAUAAAGUACACUAAUACUAAUGAUAGCUGAUGAGCUAAAAAAAAAAAUCUCAUGUUUUAAGAAAGUUUAAGAAUUUGUGUUGGGCUGUAUUCAAAGCUGUCCUUGGCUGCAUGUGGCCCAUGGGCUGUGCGUUGGACAAGCUUGGUUUAGCCCAACCAUAGCUCUUUUCACAGAGCUUUAAAAAAGGCAAAGUAAAAAUAUAACACAAUACUGUUAUUACAUUCAACAGAAUAAACAUAUAUAUAUUAACUAGAUAUAAUAGUUAACAUUGGCUAACAUUUUAUGACUACUCACUGUAAAAGUGAAAUGAAUUUUUUUUUUCUCGCGCUGUUGCCCAGGCUGGAUGGAGUGCAGUGACUUGAUCCCGGCUCACUGCAACCUCCGCCUCCCAGGUUCAAGUGGUUCUCCUGCCUCAACCUCCCGAAGUAGCUGGGAUUACAGGCACCUGCCACCAUGCCUGGCUAAUUUUUUGUAUUUUUAGUAGAGAUGGGGUUUCACCAUGUUGGCCAGGAUGGUCUUGGUCCCCUGACCUUGUGAUCCGCCCACCUCGGCCUCCCAAAGUGCUAGGAUUACAGGUAUGAGUCACCGCGCCUAGCCCAAAAUGAAUAUUUUUGAGUAAUUUCUUUUAAGUGGACAUCACUUAAGCCUCCCAAUAAACUGGUAUCAUUUUCUCCAUUUGCAGAUGAAAAAAGUUUGUUAUAAAUUAACCUGAACAAGGCAAAUAAUGUAGUUAACUCUACAUGGAGAAAUUAAGAAUAAAAUCUAAGUCUGGCUCUUAUUUUAUGUACUGAAUUUUUUCUCUCAACGUUUCUACACAGAGAAUUUUUUCAUAUCAUUAAGAACAUUAUUCUAAAACAUUUUACAGCUGGGUGCAGUGGCUGGCUUAUGCCUGUAAUCACAGUACUUUGGGAGGCCAAGGCGGGCAGAUUACCUGAGGUCAGGAAUUCAAGACCAGCCUGACCAACAUGGUGAAAUUCCUGACCAGCCUGGGUGUGGUGGCAGGCACUUGUAAUCUCAGCUACUUGGGAGGCUGAGGCAGGAGAAUCACUUGAACCUGUGAGGUAGAGGUUGCAGUGAGCUGAGAUCUUGCCAUUGCACUCCAGCCUGGGUGACGAGAGUGAAACUCUGUCUCAAAAAAAAAUUUUUUUUUUAUGAAAUAAUGAUAGUUUAUCAUCUGCUAGAAUUUAACUGCUUUCCGAGAAUGAGAUUGUUUCCAGUUUUUUUUUUUUAAUUAUUAUGAAUAAUGCUACAGUGAACAUAAAUUUGGAAAAUGUCUCUACCACUUUUCCUAGGUAAGAUUUUUCUAACUGAAAUUGCCCGGGAAUCUUAUGCUAUAAUUGUUUCAUUAGUUUUGCCUAGAGGUUAAGAUCACAUGGUAGUAGGUAACUGGCAGAACCAGGAGUAAACUUGUCAUGUUUCAGCCAUUCUUUCAGCACGUGCUUAUUGAACACCUACUGGGUGUCAUGCAAUAGCCAGGCUUUGGGGGUUCAGAGAUGCCUGAGACCAGAUACCCUUCCUCUCAACACCUGGAUAGUUUAGACUCUUUCUCAGUGUACCAGUUAAACUCUAUGGGAAGUAUUUCUGCUGAUGGUACAAGAGUUCAGUGGUGGAGUUAAGGGAGUUAAUAUGUGAUAUAAUGAUUAUAAAAACUGAUUUAAAAAAUAUAUUUUUAAGGGUACUAGAAUGUGUCCAAAAACAGACACCACAGAACAGGUUUAAUCUUAAAAUACUGAUGAGAAAGUAUAAAAAUUGGGAGCUUGUGGCUUUCUAGCCCAAGGGCUUUGUGUAAAUCCUGUAGCUACAGAAACUGGGAUGGGUGAGGAAGAAAAAUUUCAGCUUUCUUGCCUAAAAAUGCUAGAAACCCAAGUUCAAGACCAGAAAGGCAGCUGGAAAUUUAAAGGAGAAAUCUAGGCAGUGAGAGAAUUGCAGGAAAGGGACCCAAAUUCUUGGGUGUAAACUCUCUGGUAACAGUUAAACUGUUCUUACUUCAUCGACACCCCAGGGGGCCCCAUAAGAAAGCAGAGCCAGACCAGAUAGAAAUCAACCCUUGAAAGAUGGAGCUUGUGGGGCCAGACUGGUGAAUUUGUUGCACACCCUUAGCCAUAUGUAGCUGUGUGUCGUGAAGCUGAACCUUUAUGGGCUUGAAGUUUCAGAGCAUGGAGCAGCUAUCAGUUAGCAGGGAAGGGGGAAGGAAUUCCUAGAAGCAAGGAAAUCACAGAAAGGGUGAGCCCCAGAUCACCCCAUACCUGUGUCUGAUCACCAAAUUAUUAGGCCACAGGGGAGACCACUGCCGGGGUGCUAGGUUUAAAAAGUGGAAAGCGGAGGCUGGGCAUGGGGACUCACCAUGCCUGUAAUCCCAGCGCUUUGGGAGGCCAAGGCGGGUGGAUCAUUUGAGGUUAGGAGUUUGAGACCAGCUUGGCCAACAUGGUGACAUCCCGUCUCUACUAAAAGUAGAAAAAUUAACUGGGUGCGGUGGCGCAUGCCUGUAAUCCCAGCUACUCAUGAGACUGAGGCAGGAGAAUUGCUUGAACAUGGGAGGUGGAGGUUGCGGUGAGCUGAGAUCGCACCACUACUCUCCAGCCUGGGCAACAGAUUGAGACUCUGUCUCAAAAAAAAAAAAGAAAAAAAAAGUGGUAAGCCAUAAGAACAGAGAUCAGUUUGUAUGUGAAUCUAGUCAAUCUACAGCACAUAGCUCUCUCCUAUAAAACAGAGUACCUAUAACCCAGUAGAAUGCAAUGUUGCCGCAGCAUAGUAUCAACAAUACUGCUGUUAUCUGUCAUUACUGCACAUGGAAAGAAAAGGGAAAGAGACCCUUAGGAAGUAAGGCAGUCAGUAGCACCAGGAAGAACCAGAUGUUGGCUUUAGCAAAUUUAAACAGCUAUCAUGAAAUGAUUACACUGACACAUUUUGUGGGGUUUUUUAAAAGACGGAACUUCACUCCUGUUGCCCAUUGCACGCUGGAGUGCAAUGGCGUGAUCUCGGCUCACUGCAGUCUCCGCCUCCUGGGUUCAAUGAUUCUUCUUCUGCCUUAGCCUCCCAAGUAGCUGGGAUUAUAGGCACCUGCCACCACACCCUGUUAAUUUUUGUAUUUUUAGUAGAGAUGGGGUUUCAUCACAUUGGCCAGGUUGGUCUUGAACUCCUGAGCUCAGGUGAUCCCCUCUCCUCAGCCUCCCAAAUUGUUGGGAAAAUAGGUGUGAGCCACCGCACCCAGCUGAAAUGACAAGUUUUGUUAUUUUUUUUAACCGCAGUUUUUAAAAAAGCUAUUAAAAAUAUGUUCAGAGAAUGAAAGGGAAAUGUGUCAGAAUUAAGAGAAGAUCUAGGGUUAGUGAAUGCACAGACAAAAAGGGGACCUGUAUUAAAAGAAAUACUAAAGGGGUAGAGGGUGUGGGGGGAAAUGCUCAAGGAUAUACAGGAAGGAAUGAAGAGCACUAGAAACAGUAGAUAUCAAUAAGUAUAAAAUACUAAUUUAUUCUUUAUUAUCUCUUUAAAAGAUACAUCAACAUUUAAAGUAAAAACACUUUAUUGAUAGUUUUAUCAUACCUAUAGAUCUGAUAUACAACACUAUGAAUUGGGGGAGUUAAAUGGAAAUAUAUUACUGCAGAUGUCCUUUUCUAGCAUAACUCAAAAUUAACAUUUAAAAAGAUUGUUGAUAUAGUUUGGAUAUUUGUCCCCACCCAGAUUUUAUGUUGAAAUAUAAUCCCCAGUGUUGGAGGUGGGGUGUGGUGGGAGAUGAUUAGAUCAUGGGGGUGGGUUUCUUUUUGUUUUUUAGAGACGGAGUCUUGUUUAUUGCUCAGGCUGGAGCACAGUGGUGUGAUCUCGGCUCACUGCAACCUCUGCCUCCUGAGUGCGAUUAUCUUGCCUCAGCCUCCCGAGUAGCUGGUACUACAGGUGCAUGCCACCAUGCCUGGCUAAUUUUUUGUGUCUUAGUAGAGAUGGGGUUUCACUGUGUUGGCCAGGCUGGUCUUGAACUCCCGAGCUCAGGUAAUCCACCUGCCUCAGCCUCUCAAAGUGCUAGGGUUACAGGUGUGAGCCACCACACCUGGCCAUGGGGAUUGAUUUCUUAUGAGUAGUUUUGCACCACCCUCUCGGUGCCGUCCUUGAGAUAGUGAAUUCUCCCCUGCCCUCUUUCUCCUGCUUUUACCAUGUGAUGUGUCUGCUCCUACUUUGCCUCCAUGAGUAAAAGCUCCCUGAGGCCUUCCCAGAAGCCGAGCAAAUGCUGGCAUUAUGCUUGUACAGCCUGCAGAACCAUGAACCAGUUAAACCUCUUUUCUGUAUAAAUUGCCCAGCCUCAUACAUUUCUUUAUAGCAGUGUGAGAAUGUUCUAAUACAAUUGUAGUAAGUUAAAAAUGUAUAUUACCACACCUGUAAUCUCAGUAUUUGGAAGGCUGAGGAGGGCAGAUCACUUGAGCUCAGGAAUCCUAGACCAGCCUGGGCAACAUGGUGAAAUCCCAUCUCUACAAAAAAUACAAAAGAAAGUUAGCCGGACGUGGUCGUGCAUGUCUGUAGUCUCAGCUCCUUGGGAGGCUGAGGUGGGGGAUGGCUUGGGUCUGGGAGCUGGAGGUUGCAGUAAGCCAUGAUGGUGCCAGUACACUUCAGGCUGGGCAACAGAGCUAGACCCUGUCUCAAAAAAAAAAGUAUAUUACAAUCUUUAGAGCAACCACUAAAAUGUAAUUCAAAGAGACAGAGCCAAUAGAGGAGUUAAAAUGGAAUACUAAAAAAAAAAAAAAAAAAAAAAAAAAAAAGAGAGAGCAAGAGAAAGAGGAAUAGCAGACCUAAAUAAUUACAUUUACUGCAAAGGGGUGCAGCACCUUAAUCAAAAGGCAAAGAAUAUAGGACUGAAUAAAAAGCAAGGUCCAAGUGUAUGCUGUCCACAUGAGAUGUACUUUAAGUACAAGGACACAAAUAGACUGAAAGUAAAAAGAUGGAAAACAAUAUGCCAUGCAGUGGCAAUAUUAACAUCAGACAAUACCCUUCAAGAUGAGGAGGUUGGUUGGCCCUCCAUAUCUGUGAAUUUCACAUCUACAGAUUCAGCCAAUUGUAGAUAGAAAAUCUAAAAAACAAAACAAAAUCCUCCACCACCAACAAAAGAUAACAGUACAACAAUAAAAAAAGAUUAAAAACAGUAUAGUAUAACUAUUUACAUAGCAUUUACAUUGUAUUCAGUAUUAUAACUAAUUAUUUGUAAAUGCACAUAGAAUGUUAAAAAAGACAGACCAUCUAUUAAGAUAUAGAACAAUUUUCAAUAGAUUUUCAUAGAUUGAAGUCUUACAGAAUGAUUGAAAAUAUAUGGGAAGAUAUGUGUAGGUUAUAUGCAGAGACUACUUCAUUUUAGAUGAGAGUUGAGAAUUCUGGGAUUUUGGUAUUUUGGGGGGGUUCUGAAACCAAUCCCUCAUAGAUGCUGAGGGACGACUGUAAACUCAAGGCAAAGAGGGACACUUCAUAAAUAGAAGGGUCAGUACAUCAGGAAGAUGUAGUAAUGGGUAUGCCUGAAUGCAAAGUUUCAAGCUAUGUGAAGCAAAGUAUAUGCAGCAAAACUAAAGGAGAUAUAGGUAAAUACACAGUCAUACUUGACAGUUUUAAUAACUGUCUCAAUAACUGAUAGAAAAAUAGACAAAAAUAUCAGUAAAGAUGUAGGAGACUUGAACAACUAAGAACCACUUAAUUAACAUCCAUAAAAGGCCACACUCAAUAUGUUAAAAAUAUACUCUCUCUCUCUCUUACGCUCCCUCCUUCUCCCUCCUAUCUUUUCUUUUUUCCUUCCUCUUCCCUCACAUUCUCCAUCCCUCUCUGUUUUAAGUUAAGGGGUACACGUGCAGGUUCAUUAAUACAGGAAAACUGCUGUUUUGGGGGUUUGGUGUGCAGACCAUUUUGUCACCUAUAGUACUCUAUAGUUGUUUUUUCUGAUGAUCUCACUCCUCCCACCCCACAUUAUUUGUAAAUGCACAUAGAAUGUUCAGAAAGACAGACCAUCCGUUAAGAUAUAGAACAAUUUUCAAUAGAUUUUCAUAGAUUGAAAUCUUACAGAAUGUUCUUUGUCCACAAAGAUUAGGAAAAAGAAUUGUGUUUAAUUUUAGACAGGAUCUUGCUCUGUUGUCCAGGCUGGAGUGCAGUGGUAUAAACACAGCUUGCCAUAUCCUUGACCUUCUGGGCUCAAGCAGUCCUCCCAUCUCAGCACCACAAAUAGUUGGGACUGUAGGCUUUUACCACCAUGCUAAUUUUUUUUUUUUUAAUUUUAGCGGAGAAGAAGUCUUGCUGUGUUGCCCAGACUGGUCUCAAUCAAAUUCCUUAGCUCAAUUCCUUAGUGCUGGGAUUACAGGUGUGAGCCACCACACCCAGCCAGAGAAAGAAUUUUUAAAAGCCCUAAAUAUUUGGGUAUUAAACAACUCACUUCUCAGUAACUCUUGACUCAAAGGAGAAAUCACAAAAGAAAUUAUAAAAUAUUUUGAUUUGAAUAAUUAAAAUAUAAUACAUUAACAUUUCUGGGAUUUGGAUAAAGUGGUGGGCACUUUAAAGUGGUUUGGCUGAAGAAAGGAAAUAAUGAAGAGAACAAACAAUAGAGAAAGUCGAAGCCAAAAGCAGUUUUUUUGAAAAGAUCAGUAAGAUUAAUAAAAAAACCGAACCCAUAGAGGAAACAAAUGACCAAUUUCAGGAGCGAAUGGAGGGACACCACUAUGGAUUCUAGAGACAUUUGAAAGAAUAUAAGGGAGGAUAUCAACAAUAAAUUUGUUAGCCAAUGUAUUUAACUACUUUGAUGAAAUUGACAAAUUUCUUGAAAGACAAAUAUUACUAAAACUGACACCAGAAGAAAUAGAAAAGUCUGAAUAGCCCAAUAUCUACUAAAGAUAUGAAAUUCAUAAUUAAAAUUCUCCUACAAAGAAAACAAUAGGCUCAAAUGAUUUCAUUGGUGAAUUUCCUCAAACAAUUAAAGAAGAAGUAAUAAUAAUCCUAGCCAAACUCCUGUAGGGGGGAAUAGUUUCUUUCUUCCUUUUUUUUAAUUUUUCAGGUCAGAUGGAUAAUGUGCCGAUGUUGUAACAAGGUCCAAGGGUGGCACAUCUCACACAAGCAUGUGAACACCCAGUCAUCAUACUCACUACAAAAGCGAUCCCUUUUUUUUUUUUUUAAUUUUUAAUUAAGGGGAAUAGUUUCUAACUAAUUUUAUGAAACCGGUAUUACUCUGAUAUUGACUUGUCAAAGCUACCAUAAGAAAAAUACACACUAAUAUUCCAGUGUCUUUUUUUUUUUUUGAGAUGGUGUCUCAUUCUGUCACCCAGGCUGCAGUGCAGUGGGGCAAUCUUGGCUCACUGCAACCUCUGCCUCCUGGGUUCAAGUGAUUCUCCUGCCUCAGCCUCCCAAGUAGGUGGGACUAUAGUUGUGCACCACCACACACAGCUAAUUUUUGUAUUUUUAAUAGAGAUGGGGUCUCACCAUAUUGGCCAGGCUGGUCUCAAAUUCCUGACCUUAUCAUCUGCCUGCCUUGGCCUCCCGAAGUGCUGGGAUUACAGGUGUGAGCCACUGCGCCCAGCCUUCCAGUAUCUUUUAUAAAUGCAAUAUAAAUGCAAACAUCCUUACCAAAAUAUUAGUAAAUGGCAUUUGGUAAGAAGACGAUACAUCAGCAUCAACUGGGAUAUAUCCCAGAUAUACAAAGUUAGUUUAACAUUAGAAAAUCAAUAUAAUGCAACAUAUCAACAACAUUAAGAAUAAAACCAUUUCCUCAUCCCAAUAGAUACAGAGUAAGCAUCUCACAAAAAUCCACCAGCCAUUUGUACCAAAAACUUUCAACAAACUAGCAAUAAAAAACAACUUCCUGAAUUUACUGAGGGGCAUCUGUGUAAAAUCCACAAGUAACAUCAACAUUUACUGAUGAAAAACCAAAUAACUUGCCUCUAAGAUUAGUAAUAAAGUGUGUUGUCCUCUUUUCAUAUUCUGUUGGAAGUCCUAGCUAGUGCAGUAAGGAAAGGAAAAAGAAAUAAAAGUACACAGAUUGGAAAAGAAGUAAAACUAUCUUUAUUUGCAUUUGACAUGAUCCUUUUUGUAAGGAACCUAUUUUUAAAAGUUACCAGAACUAAUAAUUUCCUCUAAUAAUUUAGCAUGGUCACAGGAUACAAAGUCAGUAUGCAAAAAUCGGUAGUUUUUCUGUGAACUAGCAAUGAACACUUGAAAGUUGAAAUUUAAGAUGCAAUUUCAUUUACAGUAGUAUUUAGAAAUAUAAAAUACUUAGGGAUAAAUUUAACAAAAUAUAUACAAGAUCUGUACACUUAAAACUGCAAAGCGUUACUGAUUAAAUUAAGGAUUAAAAUAAAUAGAGAUAGCAUGUUCACAGAUCAAAAGACUCAAUAUUGUUAAGACAGCAGUUCCCACAGUUAUCUAUAGAUCCAGUAGAAUUCAAAUAAAAUCCCAGCAGAUUUUUUUAAAUUGAAAUUAACAAGCUGAUUCUGAAUUCAUAGGCGCUGCAAAGUACCUAGAAUAGCAAAAAAAUUUUUAAAAAAAUAACAGGUGGAGUACUUGAACUACCUACUUUCAAAACUUCUGCUAGUCAUGACUUUGGACUAGACUAAUGUGGGUAGUCUCAGAGCUGAGCAAGGCAGCCUGGCAUUGGCAUAAGACUAGGUAGACAGGUCAGUAGAACAGAGUACAAAAACAGACCCACACUUAUAUUGGACUUACUACAAUGGAUUUUCAACACGAGUACCACGAAAAUUCAAUGAGGAAAAGGGUGGAGGGUUGGGUUUUUUGUUUGUUUUUUUUCAGCAAAUGAUACUGAGACAACUGGAUAGUCUAAUGAGUCAAAAUUAACAUUUACUCUGACCUCACAUUAUUCACAAGAAUUAAGUCAGAAUGGAUUAUAGACCUAAAUAGAAAACUUACAGCUAGAAACUUUGGGAAAAAAGCAUAGGAUAAAAUCUUACAAUCUUGAGAAAGGCAAAGAUCUCUUAGAUUCAACACAAAAUUCAUGGGUCAUAAAAGGAAAACUUGUAGAUUGGAUGUUUCCAAAAUGAAAAAUCUAUACUCUUCAGAAGACAUUAAAACAGCAAAACUCAAUCCACAGAAUGAGAAAAAAUUUUCCUGAUACAUAUAUCUGUCAAUGGACUCCUAUUUGGAAUAUAUAAAGAACUAUAAUUCAAUAAUAAAAAGGCAAACUCUUAAAAGUGGGCAAAAGAUCUGAGUAGGCACUUCACAAAAAAAAAUACAGGAAUGGCAAAUAAGCACGUGGAAAGAUAGGCAACAUCACUUAGCAUGUGAGAUACUACUACAUACUUAUUAGGAAGGCUAAUGUAUAUAGGUCUGAUAAUACUAAAUAUUGGUGAGAACGUGCAGCAAUUGGAAUUUUCUUACAACUCAUGUAGAAAUGUAAAGCAGUUUAUUUACUAACUUUUUAAAAUUAAAAAUUGAAAUAGGAUUUUGCUAUGUUGACUCAGCUGGUCUCCAUCUCCUGGGCUCAAGCAGUUCUCUUGCCUCUGUCUCCCAAAGUGCUGGAAUUAUAGGCAUGGGCCAUGGUGCCAGGCCAAAACAGUCUAAGUCAAAUAUACCUACCAUAUGUCUCAGUCAUUCCUGUCCUAUGUGUCUAUUUAAGAGAAAUGAAAACAUGUCUAUAAAAAGACUUAUACAUAAAUAUUUAUAGCAGUUUUAUUUGUAAUAGCCAAAAACUAAAUGACCCCAAUGUCUAUCAACAGUUGAAUGGAUACAUUUUGGCACAUCCUACAAUAGAAUACUACCAACCAAUAGAGGGACCACUUAUACAGCAGUCUCACUGGACUUCAAGAUUGUGCUGCAUGAAAGAUUCUGAACACAAAAAGGACAUACUAUACGAUUUCAUUUAUUUAGUAGUUUAGAGAAUGGUGACUCAUUUCUAGUGACAGAAGUGGAUAGUUAGUUACUUAGGGUGGGAUGAAGAGAGGGAGUACUAUAAAGGGGCACUAAGAAGAUUUAGGGAUUAAAGGAAAUAUUCUGUAUCUUUGUUGUGAUGGUGAUUUUUAUUGGUGUAUACGUCUUUCAUGCUUGAACGAUCCAGUUACAAUAGAUGCAAAUAAUUAGUUUCCUUCUCUUCUUUCCUAUGCCUAGUGGAGGCUGGGGCAUCUGAUGGGUAUUCCAGGGAUUAGGAUUGAUCUCAUGGGCAGCCCUCUUUAUGGCCAGUGCUUUCAGAGGUGGAUUAAGGAUGGUCAGGCUAGUUCUUGGAAGGAGAGUCUCUUGCAAAACAUCAGGCAAAAUUGAGGCCACAACCAGGCUGUACUUGAAACAAACCUUAUGACAGGGGUCCCUAAUCCAGUCCUAGUCAGAGUGAAAGUUGGUGAAAAAACCAGCCCAGACCUCCAGGGCCGCAUGGCCAUCAGUAGCAUCUCCACAACUUUGCUUUUGUCUAGCCUGGACUUUUGAGGGGUCACAGCAAUAAUUUCACUUCCUCCUCUGGGCUGAGGACGGGAGACCUCACCACCUAUGAACCAGCUGACCAGCAUAAAUUUAGUAUGUCCAGAUAAUGUUGUGAGCAGUGUCAGUCAAGACCUGAACCUGUCUGGGUCAGUGAGUGGAGACCUAAUGACGAUCAGUUUCACGGCCUACUACCUCGCGUGUCAUGAAUAGGGAUAGAACCUAAGUGAUCCCUCCUGCAUGAAACCAAAAGGUAGAGUUAUUGAACAGGCUGGUACCAUUCCUUUCAAAAAACCCUCCACAAGUCUUCCUGAAAAUGAUCCCAUGUCCACCUCCCUCAGGUGCUAACCAGAAACUCUUCCUGACCUUUGACCAUAAUUUUUUUUUUUUGAGAUGGAGUUUUGCUCUUGUUGCCCAGGCUGGAGAGCAGUGGCAUGAUCUUGGCUCCCUGCAACCUCUGCCUCCUGGGUUUAAGCAAUUCUCCUGCCUCAGCCUCCCCAGUAGCUGGGAUUACAGGCAUGAGCCACCACGGCUGGCUAAUUUUUGUAUUUUUUUAAGUAGAGACAGGGUUUCACCAUGUUGACCCGACUGGUCUCGAACUCCUGACCUCAAGUGAUCCGCCUGCCUUGGCCUCCCAAAGUGCUAGGAUUACAGGUGUGAGCCACCACACAUGGCCCCACGACCAUAAAUUAUACCUCAUUAAAGUUAUCUUACAGACUUCAUGGGAGUAGCAAGUAGUAGAUCAGCCAUAAAGGAAUACGAAUUAUAAUUGAUAGUAACCUGACAAAUAUAUAAAAAUUCAUGAAUCAAAAAACAAAACCAGACAAAAAGUUACAGGGAAAGCCUCGUGUGCAGUACUGUACAUAAAUGUGGGUGUCUCUGGGCCUGGCUGAGCCUGCAGGGACAGCACCAGGCCAUGUGUGGCUGUAGAAACCUUGAGGUGAGGCUUGUCUCAGUUGAGGUGUGCAGUGAGUAUAGGAUACACACCGGAUUUGGAAGACAGUGCAAAAAAGAGAAUAUAAAAUGUCAGUAUUUCUGACAGUGCUUACUUGUUGAAAUGUUAACAUUUGGAUGUAUUGGGUUGAAUUAUACAUAUUUUAACAUCAAUACUCUUUAUUUUUUUUUAAUGUGGGUAUAAAACAAUUGAAAAUACCACAUGUGGCUUGAGUUAUAUUUCUGUGAGACAGCAUGAUGCUGGUCAGUGGUGACUGUCAAGGUGAGACGUUAUCAAUGAGGCCCUGUGCCGGAAGAGCUCUCUCAGGGCCGCCCUCAACUUAUAGAUAUGCCCUGGCCAGAACUGCCACUGAACCCCACUGAAAGUUCAGCCAACCUAAAAAGGGUUAACUUUUAUAUUAUUAUCAUUUAUUGUUAUUUAUUAUCAUUCAGAGUCUUAUUCUGUUGCCUAGGCUAGUGUGCAGUGGCACAAUCUCAGCUCACUGCAACCUCCACCUCCCAGGUUCAAGUAAUUCUUCUGCUUCAGCCUCCUCAGUAGCUGGGAUUAUAGGCAUGUACUACCAUGCCUGGCUAAUUUUUUGUAUUUUUAGCAGAGAUAGGUUUCACCAUGUUGGCCAGGCUGCUCUGGAACUCCAGACCUCAAGUGAUCCCCCUGCCGUGGCCUCCCAAAGUGCUGGGAUUACAGGCAUGAGCCACUGCACCCGGCCCAUUUCUGUUAUUUUUCAAGCUGAUUUUUUUUUUCUUUUUUGCGCGCGCAGUGAGAUACUUUAACCUUUCUGGGGGAAGGUCUGUAAACUUCCCUGGGUUGGGUGGGGGGGGUCCUUCCUGAGGAUGCCUGCUUAUUUUCCAAAGCCCCCUGAGGUGUUUUUUUUUUAAGCCACUCAGAAAAUGUGUCACUAAAUGGACCUCCCUCCCGUCCUUUUGAAAUCCUAAGACCUUGCUGUGUUGUUGACCCUUAAUCUCAGAGGCUCUCUGGCAGAGUGGAGAAUACAGACCCCACCGCAAGAACAGAAGCCAAGGACAGGAAGUGCGGGGAUCUGUGUACUUGCAGUUGGGUUUUUUUUGACCCUCACAGUGUCUUACAAGUUUUUAAAAAAUGUGUUUCCAACUUUUAAAAACCAAGAGCUUUCACAUUGAAAAUUGGGCCUGGCGAGGGGGCGAGCCCUGUGGUCCCAGUACAUUGGGAGGCUGAGGCAGGAGGAUGGGACAGAGUGAGACCCCAUCUCUAAAAAGAAAAAUAAAAGGGAAUUACGAAAUUGGUUUUUUAGCUUUCCUGGAAAGAAAGAAGCCUUGAGCUGCCUCUCCUGUGUGGGAGCUGGUCCCCCCUCCCCCCCGCCCAAGUGACACUGUCCCCUGGGGCUCUGGGGGCCAGGGUGGCUUCCCCCAUACCUCCUUUCCUGGCUAGUCAGAGAAAACCAAAAUGCCCUUGGCCAAGUGUCCAGCUGGAGAGUAAAGAGGGGAGUCUUUAUUGCUUAUUUGUGUACAAUCAAGAUCAUAGAUGUGUUCCAGGAAAGGUGAUUAUUUCCUUUAAAGCAGGGCAUUGUGGCUCCAACCCCCCACCCCCCAAAAAAGUAUCUGUAAAAUCCCUUUAUGAACAUAACGAGGAUCUUGUAUUCUCUCUCAGGGUGGUUAGCUCUGUUUGUACCAACUCCAGUAUUGCAAAAACACACAAAUCCCCACUCUCAUGUCUAAAUUGGCCUUGUGUGUGUUUGCUUUAUAGCCCUCACCUCUCUUCUCUUUCAGUAUUCCAUUUCUGUGGCUCAGGCAGUAAAUGCAGGAUUCCUAAAAGUACCCUGACAAUAAAUAAGCUUUCCUCUCACUUUGGUACAGUUCAUUUGAUCUUUUAAACAUUUUGGAUGAGGGACAUGAUGUGUUUUGUGUGGUUAGAGUAAGGGCCAGUAGGUGCAAAUUUCACCUGGACCGAUCGUUGCAGGAUACAGGAAGAACCUUCUAACCAUACAGUCUAAAGGUGAGAUGUCAGGGAGUUUAGGCUUUCGGGGCCAGUGGGGAUUUCGUUUGGGGAAUUUGAGAUUAUCUAGGUAGACGCAUGGCCUUCAGCAAUGGUUCUCAAUCCCGACUCAGUACAGGCGCUUAGGCACAUACAGAUAUUCACACACAUGCACACACAUAUGCACAUACAGAUACAUGCACACACAGGCACACAUACAAACGCUUCUGUUUAGAAGUUCUGAUUUAAUUGGUCCAGGGUGGAUUCUGGGCAUUGGUAUUUUUCAGAGCUCCUCCACAAGUUUGAAAACCCAUGGAAAGUCUUCUCUCCUAUCUCAUCUGUUUUACCCAGGCCCACUACGCUUUCAGUUCAGUCAGAAAAGAUCAGCUUCUCUGAAGAGGAAAGUGUGGAAACAUAGUCAAAGUACAGAUUUUUGUUUUUUCCCUGUCAGAACAGUUUGUAUAGCUGAGAAGGCCAAGGAGCUUUCACCAUCUGCUGCUUGAAGGCAGAAUUAGUCUCUGUGGCACUGUGAAAGGUGCCCUGGGGCACUGUGAGGGCCACAGUGCAUAACUGCAGCGUGGACCCCAGGAGCAGCACUGUCCGCAGCAGAUUGGACCAAGGACGUGCUCUUAGCCUCGCUGUUCUCUGCAGAUUCACUUUAUUUAUUAUCUUUAAGCCAUACAUCAGUGGUUGGGACGGUGUCCUCAAUUCUUCAAAAAUUAAGCAGCUGACCAUGGGCAGCUUUGAGCAAUGCUGAUGAGAAACCUGAACGUUGGAACAAUGUAAAAUUAAACACACUGGAAUAAGAACUUGCCAAAGGGUUUUGUUUUCUCCAGAAACUUAAAUGUCUGUAUCAGAAAUCCCUUUUAGAAAGCUUUUUUUUUUUUUGAGACGGAGUCUCACUCUGCUGUCCAGGCUGGAGUGCAGUGGCACAAUCCCAGUUCACUGCAACCUCUGCUUUCCGGGUUCAAGCAACUCUCCUGCCUGUGCCUCCUGAGUAAUUGGGAUUACAGGCACAUACCACCACACUCGGCUAAUUUUGUAUUUUUAGUAGAAACGGGAUUUCACCAUGUUGGCCGGGCUGGUCUUGAACUCCUGGCCUCAAGUGAUCCACCUGCAUUAGCCCCCCAAAGUCCUGGGAAUAUACGCAUGAGCCACUGCACCUGGCCGAGAAAGCUUUUAAUUAUGGAAAAUGUUUAACAUAUUCACAAGUAAACAAUGAAAUAAUGAAUUCCUGAAUACCCACUGACCAGCUUCGACAGUGACCCACACAUGGCCUGUCUUGUUUCAUCUACACCCCUCCCACCUCCCUUCCUCUCAGACUCUUAAUAUAAAUCCCAGACAGCAUAUCAGGAGAUGCCUUUUAAUUUUUGAAGACUCAAGGACACCUUCCCAACCACUGAUGUGUGGCUUAAAGAUAAUAAAAUGAAUUUGGAGCGAACAGAAGGCUAAGACUGUGUCUUUGGUCCAGUCUGGCAUGGCUACACUGCAGUGUGACCUGGUGGGUUAGCUCAUCUGUGCCACAUGACAGCAGGGAUGGUGGUGCCUUUGGGAAGCAUGCUUGCAUCACAGGGUUGCCUGUGCCAUGUGGGGUGAGUGUCAGCUGGUGUCCCCAGAGCCUUCCUAGUGGGAAGAAGUCAUUUUCGACCUUUUUUGCCCCUGGACAGGCAGUGUCCCUACAUGGAGAGAGGCAGACCUGGCCUAGCUGUACAUGCAGGCAGUCUGAAGUCCUGCCUUUUAAGCAGGACAACAUUUGUGGCCAUCACGCUGCGCUUGAGAGGAAUUAGUGAUGAUUUUUUUCCUUAACAUUCCUUAGUAAGUAGAAGUAAGAUCUUGUAAAUUAAAAAUGCUAUUUUGGUUACAAAAGUUUACUUCCUGGCAUAACUUCCCUUGGGUACUUCCUGGGUAAAUUGCCCUGUGCCUAGAGGCAGUACAGGGAGGCUUUGGCUUUCAUUCUGGUUUGUAUUAGUUUAGUGCAAAAGCAAUUGUGGUUUUUGCCAUUACUUUUAAUGGCAAAUAAUAGAAUAAUAAAGAAUUGUUCGUGCAAGCUCUAAAAGAGGACAUAUGCUUUCAGAUCUUCACUGGGCUGAUGUAGUCAAGAGCUAGACUUGCUCACAUCAGAAGCUCCUUGCUUUGAUGAAGUAGGCUUUUUGCCUACUUCAAAAAGUAGAAGCUUUUUGCCAGGUUUCCCCGUGUCACAGCAGGAAUUGGUGUUGUGUGUUCAAGUAUAUUUUAUGUAAACUGACUGAUUUUUAGGACCUGCCUAGAAAGGAAAGGAUGUACAUCCACAAUUCUUCCUCAACCACUUUAGUCAAGUGGGAAGCCAUUUGCAUGAAAAUCUGUGCUCCUUGUUCUCUAGAAAAGUGUGUAAAUGUGAAGACAAGUGAGUUUAAGGUUUUUUUUUUUGUCUCUUUUUGCGAUGAAGUCUCGCUCCAUUGCCCAGGCUGAAGUGCAGUGGUGCCAUCUCAGCUCACUGCAACCUCCGCCUCCUGGGUUAAAGCGAUUCUCCUGCCUCAGCCUCCCAGGAAGCGAGGAUUACAGGCGCCCACCACCGUGCCUGCUAAUUUUUGUACUUUUAGUAAAGACAGGGUUUCACCAUGUUGGCCAGACUGGUCUGAAACUCCUGACCUCCGGUGAUUCCCUACCUUGGCUUCCCAAAGUGCUGGGAUUAUAGACAUGAGCCACCGUGCUUGGCCUUUUUUGUUGUUGUUGUUUGUUUGUUUUGAGAGAGAAAAAUAAUAACAAAUUCAGCUGGGCAUGAUGGCUCACACUUAUAAUCCCAGCACUUUGGGAGGCCAAGGCAGGCAGAUCACCUGAGGUCAGGAGUUCGAGAGCAGCCUGGCUAACAUGGUUAACUCCCAUCCCUACUGAAAAAAAAAAAAAAUUAGCUGGAAGUGGUGGCACGUGCCUGUAGUUCCAGCUACUUGGGAGGCUGAGGCAGGAGAAUCGCUUUAACCCGGGAGGCAGAGGUUACAGUGAGCUGAGAUUGCACCACUGCACUCCAGCCUGGGAUACAAGAGUGAAACUCUGUCUCAAAAUAAUAAUAAUAAUAACUCCAAGUGAGAAUACAAAGUGAUUUAAUAUGUACAAUUUAUUUUUUAAAACCUUUCAGUAUGUUCUGACUAUAAAGCUAACAUUUACUGGGUACCCACCAAGUACCAAGCACACUGUCUUAAGUGCUUAAGAUGUAUUAAAAAUUAGAUUAAAAGGAGGAAAUGGAGUCACAGAGUGAUUAGGGAACGCCCUUAGACCACAGAGGGAGAAGGCAAGCUGGUCUAGUAUUCAAACUUAGGACCUCUGGUUCCCACUCACUGAGCUACUGGGCUACUUACAGGACAGGGGCAUAAGAGGGUGGCUGCAGAAGACUAGAAAGGAAAAUUAGCCAAAAAGAGGGACUUGGGUCCAGGUGCGGUGGCUCACACCUGUAAUCCCAGCACUUUAGGAGGCCGAGGCAGGCAGAUUAUUUGAGAUCAGGAGUUUCAGACCAGCCUGGCCAACAUGGUGAAAUCCCGUCUCUACUAAAAAUACAAAAAUUAGCCAGGCAUGGCAGUGCGUGCCUGUAAUCCCAGCUACUUAGGAGGCUGAGACAGAAGAAUCCCUUGAACCUGAAAGUGGAGGCUGCAGUGAGACAUGAUUGAGCCACUCCUCUCUUCUCUAGCUAGGGCGACAAAGCAAGACUCCAUGUCAAAAAAAAAAAAAGAGGGACUGAGAAAAGAAGGUUCUGAGAGUCUUGGUAUGAAACAGCAUGUCACUCUUGGGCACCUGGGUGAAGGACAUCAGGGAAGUGACCACAGUCUUCCUGGCCCUGCUGUGCAAGCAGGGUAUGGUCUGCCAGGAUGCUCCUGCUUGUCCUUUUAUCAAAGCCCAGCUGGCCCCAGUGGAGCCAGCCCUUCCCCUUCUGAACUCCAGCUGCCUCAUGCAGUACUUUCAUCUGCCCCAGGACAGAAUUUUGUUUUUCCAUGUCAAUGCCUUGUCUCCUCAUCUUGCCAGAUGGACAGUAGCAUGCCCCUCAGUAUUGCAGCAUACCUCGCCCAGCAGCCACAUGUCACGAAUGCCUUGUGUAGGGUAGUGUGGUCUGUUCCAAGUCUGAAGGAAACUUGCCUUCACUUAUUUCCAUAGAGUAUUUUUUAAAUAAAUGUUUAUUUUCUAAGUGAAUUCUAAGAAUUUUACUCCUGUCUGAAGAAAUGCCUUAAGUUUUAGAGACCUUCUUGACCUGUCCGUCAAUUUACAUAUAUCCUACCUAAAAGUCUCGGAUCAAAACUAGCCAGUGAUCCUAUGCGUUACUGAAGCCGAGUGACAUUGAGUCAGAAGAAUGAAACUAAAUUGGCCUAACAUUUCCCACUUCCACAUAGUAGCUUUAAAUUUAGAGGAUAUAAAGAAAACCAUGGUACUUAAUUGAAGGGACCAUCUCAUAUUAUUAGUAUGAUGAAACUAGUCAGGCUGGGAGCACUGGUUCACACCUGUAAUCUCAGCGCUGUGGGAGCCUGAGGCAGGCAGAUCACCUGAGGUCAGGAGUUCAGGACCAGUCUGGCCAACAUGGUGAAACCCCGUCUCUACUGAAAAUAUAAAAAUUAACUGGGUGUGGUGGUGGGCGCCUGUAAUUCCAGCUACUUGGGAGGCUGAAGCAGGAGAAUCUAUUGAACCUGGAAGAUGGAGGUUGCAGUGAACCAAGAUGGCGCCACUACACUCUAGCCUGGGCAACAGAGCAAGACUCCAUCAUAAAAGAAAAGAAAAGAAAGAGAAAGAAAUGAGUCAUCUUUUGAAGGGAAGGUGCUGGUUGCUGAUGACACCCAAGCAUUCUUUAGUGAAGUCAUUUUCAGACUACAGAGAGAGAUCCUUGAGUGGAUCAAAUAAUUAGUUUUAUGGGUUGCAUGUAAAAAUGUAAAGAACUAGCCAGGCAUGGUGGCUCAUGCCUGUAAUCCCUGUACCUUGGGAGGCUAAGGCUGAUGUAUCACUUGAGGCCAGGAUUUUGAGACCAGCUUGGGUGACAUAGCAAGACCCCAUUUCUACAAAAAUUAAAAGAGAAAGGAUCAAAUCAUCUCUAUGUAAGGGAAGUGUUUUUAUGAAAUUCUGAGUCAUAGUACAAAAAAAAAAAAAAAAACCCUACCAAACAUCAAUAAAACAUAGCUCUAGAUAGAAUGCUAACUUUUUCUGCACAGGUGGAUGAUGAUGGCCAUUCUCCAUUUUAUUUCACUGUGUCAGCUGCCUUUCAAGUUUCAGGCACAUUGUUCAUGGCUGGUCACCUCCUGUAACCACUGGGAUGCUUCCCAGUCCUUAGAAAUCUGGAUGAGAAGCACUAACAAAUAAGAAUUUGUUUCCAGUUCUGCCAUGUUUUCCUCUGUGGGAGAUGUUACGAAUGUUUUUUCUCAUAAGUGAUUUGGUGCCAUAAUUCCUCUUACAUCUAAGAACAGAUGGCCACAGAUCAGGCAAGUUGGUUUUCCUUGUCUUUAGGAAACUGAACUUAACAGGAACAACACAGGUAGUUAAGCACUCUGCCGGUGAUAAAGAGAGUUAGUUUCAGGUAUUCUGUGGAGUUUUAUAAGUUAGAGGUUUUCUGGCGAAUUUCACAAUGUGAAAUUAACAAAUCAGUCUCCUGAUUUUGGCUUGGAGAAGCACUUGGUUUUUGCUCUGGGUCACCUCAGAGCUGCUUUAGGUGCCUGAGUAUUUGCAGCAGAUUGCUGCUGUUUCCUGGGGGUUGGCUGGGAUGAAUAAGAAAUUUCAUAUCUGGUCUCUUAAAGAGCUUUCUGGCCAUUUUUAAAGGAAUUAACUGCCCAAGCAUGGUGGCUUAUACCUGUAAUCUCAGCACUUUGGGAGGCCAAGGCAGACAGAUCACUUGAGGUCAGGAGUUUGAGACCAGCUUGGCCAACACGGUGAAACCCUGCCUCUACUAAAAUUACAAAAAUUAGGCAUGGUGGUAUGCGCUUAUAAUCCCAGCUACUCAGGAGGCUGAGGGAGAAUUGCUUGAACCUGGGAGGCGGAGGUUGCAAUGAUCUGAGAUCACAGCCUGGGUGACAGAGAGUCCGUCUCAAAAAAGUAAAAACAGGCCAGGCGUGGUGCUUCACGCCUGUAAUCCCAGCACUUUGAGAGGCCAAGGUGGGCAGAUCACUUGAUGUCAGGAGUUAAAGACCAGCCUGGCCAACAUGGUGAAACCUCCUCUCUACAAAAACAUAAAAAUUAGCCAGGCAUGGUGACAGGUGCCUGUAAUCCCAGCUGUUCUAGAGGCUAAGGUGAGAGAAUUGUUUGAACCUGGGAGGUGGAGGUUGCAGUGAUCCAAGAUCGUGCCAUUGCCUUCCAGCCUGGGCAACGGAGUGAGACUCCAUCUCAAAAAUAAAUGAAUAAAUAAAUUAAAAAUAAAGGAUGAACUGAUAUAAAGAGGUAAAUGGAGCUUUUUGCAAACUGCUGGUUGUGAAAAAAAAUCAAAUUAAUUUUUGACAAUUCCCUAAAUCCUAUUUAAAACAACUACCUAGGAAACUUAAAAGUUGGGCAUUAGUGAAGCCAAGUUAUUUUGUUUAUCUUCUUAUGACAAGUUUAUGAGUAAGUUUUCCUUGGGUUUUGUGGUGAAUCAGUGUGUGCAGUAUGGAUGAUUAUUCUGUUCUUAACUAUUUAUUGGAUUAUUAUAGCUGUUCUUAACUAUGUAUUGGACAUGUCUUUGAAUACACCACAGAAAUUGUGCCACAAGUGAGUAUGAUGUCCAGUCCCCACUAGGUUCCUGGUCCUUCCUGUAUCUGGAGUGUGCGCCGACAGUCACAACAAAACAGCCCAUAACCCACUCACACCAGGGGUAGCCCUUGCCAGCCUGGCCACCUUCCUGCUGGCUGUCCCUUCAUGCCUGCAGUGACCUGGAUCUGCACUGCCAGAGGCUGAUGGCAGAACCCUUCAGAACAAAAGACUUAAUGAUGGAAGAAGAGUAAGGAAAUGUGUAUCUAACCAUUCAUGGCCAAGUGCAGGAUAGUUCAUUUCAGUAGGAAUCUAAAUAUUACUGGACCAAGAGAGUUAUACAGUUUCCCUGGAACAUUGUACAUGGGACACUCAGGAGGAAUUCUGAAUCAGUGUUAGUCAUUGUCUCAGCCCAUAUGUGAGUGCCAGGGUUGCCAGGCCCUGUAUUGGACCCCAGGGAUACUGCGGUGAGCACACUAGGCCUGGCCUGCCCUCCCGGAGUUCACAGUUGAGGCUCAUCAACUUGCCAGCAAACACGCUGUCAGUGCCUCUUUUCAAAACUAACUUGUCAUAAAACAGACAAGCUCUUAGAAUAGUUUAAAUCAUCCCAGCUGGAAAAAGAAUGUUGCAUGGUAUUUGUGAAUUUUGAGAAAGGAGUUUUCAUUUGGUUGAAUCUGUAAACUUAAACCACUCAACAAACAUUCUUUUUUUUUUUAAAGGUAUCAUAUUUCUUUUUUCCUUGGCCCUAUGAUGUUUAUUUUUGUUGCUCACAUUGGACUUUAAGUGAUGGCAGCCGUGCUGGCUGCAUAAACAGAUUUUUCCACUUCAGUGAAAUCAGCAGAGCUUGUUUCAGUUGCUGUGUGGAUGGGCAGCAUUGUUCCUUCUCGAGUCCUCCUGGCAUCCAUCCUCAGCAUUGCCGUAAAAACCUUCCCGGUGUGUAGUUUUCUAAAAAGUGCGAUCUAGCAUAUACAUUUCACUCAGAAAUACUUCCUUUAUGGCAGUUCCUUAGCCAAGGCUGUGCUUUAUUCAUACUUUAGUAUCAGCUAAGCCAAACCACAGUGGCAGUGAGGAGUGGGUCCUUUGGUUUGUUGACCCUGAAUGUCAGGGCUGUCUUUGGCUCCUGUGUCUCUGUACUGAGAUGUGGUUUGGCCUGAGUGAGUGGGUGGCUGCAUUGCUAAUCGUCCCCCCUGGUUUGCUGUCAUCUGUGGGAGAACAAGAAGGAAAGGCCUUGGGUUUGGGAGAGCCCCUUCUUCCAUCUGGGGUGACCUGGGAGUUUGAGGCCUGUGCACCUUUUCCCCUUCCCCCGACUCAUAUUACCCUCUCCUUAUUGUUUUUAAGAGUACUUUCAUCUGUUUUUCCUACAUGUUUUGGCAUUCUAAUCUCCCUUCCUCCCUCCUUCCAUUACUUCCUUCCUUCCCUCUUUUUCUCUCCCUUUCUUCUUCUUUUGUUUUAGAGUUGGGGGUCUGGCUCUGUUGCCCCAGGUGGAGUACAGUGGUACAAUUGUAGCCCACUGUAGCCUCAACCUCCUGGGCUCAAGCAAUCCUCCCAUCUUAGCCUCUUGAGUAGCUGGGACCACAGGCAUGUGUGGUCACACCUGGCUAAUUCCUUUUUAAAUUUGUUUGUAGAGACGGGGUCUUGCUGUGUUGCCCAGGAUGGCCUCAAACUCCAGGCCUCAAGUGAUCCUCCUGCCUCAGGCUCCUUAAGUGCUGGGAUUGCAGGCAUGAGCCACUCUGCCCAGCCUAAUUUUAUUUUUAAAUAAUCUGUACAAAUUUAAUGGGAGGACAAGAAAAAGGACAUUUCAGAGAGUAAAUAAAGAGAACAUUCCAACAUAAAUGGGAAAGGGAUGUAGAUAACAUGGAACUCUGUCAAGCCCUUCAAACAAAGUCCAGGACUUUCUACCUUGCUGAGUGCAGCCUUCCAAGUAACCUUACCAUUGCCUUUUCUGGCCGUUUGGAUCUUGUCUACAGAAAAUUGGACUUUUUCCAUGGACUUUGGAAUCAGUAAACACUAAUUUUUACUUUUAUAAUGUAUAAUCAUUAGUAUUCCUUCAUGAACAUUAGUCAUAGUUCAAGAAAUGAGAUUAUUAUUAGGCAUCGAGCCAGAACAGGCACCGAGCCAGGACAACUGUCAGGUCCGAUUGGGCGGAACAUGCAAGGCUGUAACUCUGGUUAGCAGCUGUUGGUAACCCAGGAGGCAGCCUGCUUCACAGUCACCGCAGCGGACGGGUCCAAGUCACCCAAGCAGGCAAACACACAAGAACUUUCACAUACAGGACGUACCCCAGCACCAGGGUGGCACGCCCGUGAGCACGGGGAUGUUCUUCUGCUCUGUCACCACUGCGUCCCCAGUGCCUAGAACAGAGCCUCACCCUGCUUAGUAUUCCUCUGCACCGGUUCUGACUGAAGGAAAUACUGCAGCAGAGACUGUGAUGUCACUGACUUGGAAAUGUUAUCAGUACCUUAACUAGUUGCUUUGCAAUAGAUACAAGUACUUGGAGCAUUUUCUCUUCCCACCUCCUAACCUCCCUUCUUUCAUCCAUGUUAUCUUUGUAACUUUGGGUAGUGACUUUAAUAGCCCAGCUUAUACUCAUGCACGUGUGGUGAUGUUGGUGUAAACAAACCUACAGCGCUGGGUGCUGCCAGUCUUAUAAAGUAUCCAGUAAUGUCCUAGGCCUUGACAUUCCCUCACCACUCUCUCACUGACUCACCACAACUUCGAGUCCCACAGACUCCAUUCAUGUUAAGUGUCUUAUAUAGACAUACAUUUUAAAAAACCUUUUAUAUAUGGUAUUUUUACUUUAUCUUUUCUACGUUUACAGAUAUUUAGAUACAGAAACACUAUUCUGUUACAGUUGCCUACAAUAUUCAGUACAGUCUCAGGCCUUGCAGCAAGUGUUUGAAUAAUAUGGUUUCAUUUUAAGAUCAUUUUGUUAUAACAUUGACGAGAAAAAAAAUUGAUUCCUGGACGGGCGCAGUGGCUCACACCUAUAAUCCCAGCACUUUGGGAGGCCGAGGAGGGUGGAUCAUGAGGUCAAGAGAUCGAGACGAUCCUGGUCAACAAGGUGAAACCCCAUCUCUACUAAAAAUACAAAAAUUAGCUGGGCAUGGUGGUGCACGCCUGUAGUCCCAGCUACUCAGGAGGCUGAGGCAGGAGAAUUGCUUGAACCCAGAAGGCGGAGGUUGCGGUGGGCCGAGAUCGCGCCAUUGCACUCCAGUCUGGGUAACAAGAGCGAAACUCUGUCUCAAAAAAGAAAAAUUGAUUCCUGGCCAGGGCCACUGUGUGGAGUUUGCACAUUCUCCCUCUGUACGGUAAAAUUGGUUUUGUCAGACAUCAUUUUGCUUAAAGUUGCAGGUUUCUAAGAACAUAAUGACGAUGUUAAAUGAGGACUUAUGGACAGGUUUGUAGCCAGGAACAAUAUGCUAUACCAUCUAGCCUACUAGUAGUGUGGAGUAGGCUGUAGCCUCUGGGUUUGUGUAAGUACACUCGAUGAUGUUCACACAACAACAAAAUCACCUAAUGACGAAUUUCUCAAAACAUAUCCCCAUAUUUAAGGAAUACAUGACUGUAUUAAUACAUUCUGUCAUUUUUUUAACUCUGUUACGUCUACAACAGCCAGCUGGUGUUUCCCCCAUAUUUUCCAGAGUCAGGAAAGAAGCAGAAUAGAUUUUUUAAAUUCCUAGGCCAAGGCAAAGUCUCCACCAAUAGCAUGUAAUGAGAACACUGUUCAGUCAUCCAUCACAUGGUGUCACGCAGCCAUGCAAAAUUACCAUUUUCUCAAAGAAUCUGCUGUUGGACCUGAGAAGCUAUAAAGUAUAUUUUCUGCUUUUUAGUUUACUAGCUCUCUGCCACUUGUGGAUACAGUGACCAGUUUAAAAAUACAAGUUUCCUGGCAUGAGAAAUACACAUCUAGAUCAUUUGCAGCAAAGUAUCAGAGUCCAGAUUUCAUGGAUAUCUAAGGCUCGUGGAUGGGGCAGAGAGGACCUAUGGAUCCCAACUUUCUUGAUACAUACUCACCUUCUUUAGAAGCCAGUUUCAGUCUUUGAUACAGGACAAGUGAGGAAAAGCAGAUAUUUCAGAAUAGCAGCCAAGAAAGAGAUAAGAAGAGGUAGGAAGGGCCAUGGUCCUGAUAUAAGAUAAUUUGAUGGUUAAUUGGCAUGUAUUUCUACAAAAAUCAUGUCACCAUCACUGUGAGGUAGCUACCAUUACCAUGUUGAUAUAUAUAUAUAUGAACAAAAGUUUUCUGGAAAGGAAUUUAGAGUAAAGAGACUUUACUCCAGUGAGCAGUUUGCAAACCAGGGAGAUGCAGUCUUCAGUGGAAACUGAAGGUGCAUUCCAGAGAAUCUAAGGAGAGUUUGUGUUUUAUAGUUUCUGUCCAGGUUCUCACUCAGGUUCACGAAUGCAAAUGAAGGAGUCAAACUUGCUUAGUUCCGAUUGGCUGAUGUUUGCUGAGCUCUGAUUGGUCAAUGUAAGUCACAGCUUAUUGAUUGCUUCAGGCAGGGUAAACAGGAACCGGCAGCUAUGAAACUGGCAAAGUUAAGCAGAGGUGUGGGUUUUUCAGGAAUUCAAAAUACGUGUGUGACUUCUAGUCAGCAAAUGGCCACUUGGUUCUAAUCUGAGUUAAGGCCCAGUUAGUUGCGGGUCUUGAGGGAUUAGCUCUUCCAGAGUUCACAAUGUCUUUUGACAGUGGUUUUUUUAAUGCUGUAAUUUAAUGAAAACACAGUCAUGUUAAAUGUACUGUUUGAUUUGUUUGUUUGUUUGUUCUGGCUUUGUUUGGAUACUUUCUUGAAUAUUCAGCAGUCUUGGCUGUAUAUGUUUGGGAAUGAUGUACUGAAAGCUGACUGGAAGAACUAUAGCAUAGGGCCUGUAGAGCCGGGGCUUUCCUGUAGGGUGACCAGGUGGAGGCUGCAGGCUUCACUGAGCACCCACCAGUGUCUGGGUCUGGAAACUUGUCCCUGGGGCCCUUCCGUUUUUGCCAGAGGAGAUCUUCAGAUCCGCAGGGUAUGUGGCUGUUGGCAGGGAAGGAGGGUUGAAACCUGUGGUUGAUUUAGUACAUCCAUGCUCACUUAACCCUCUGUGUUAUUCCUUUGUGGAUUUUUUUCUUUUUAAGACAGUCUGGCUCUGUCACGCUGGAGUGCAGUGGUGUGAUCUUGGCUCACUGCGACCUCUGCCUCCCAGAUUCAAGCAAUUCUGGUGCCUCAGCCUCCUGAGUAGCUGGGAUUACAGGCGCACCCCACCACACCCAGUUCAGACGAGGUUUCACCAUGUUGGCCAAGCGGAUAUUGAACUCCUGACCUCAGGCAAUCCCCCUGCCUUGGCCUCCCUAAGUGCUGGGAUAACAGGUGUGAGCCACUGCGUCCUGCCCUUCUGUGUUAUUUCUGUGCUAUCUGCCCUCACUGCACUGUAGUCUGAUUUGGUGUUGGGUUGGGGGCCUGGGGAUACCUAAGAACCCAGGUGAUCUCAUAUAGACCUCCAGGGAGGCUCCUUUUUCCACCUACACCUCAUCCUCACAGCACUGUGGGCUCACAGUAUGCAUUUACUGUAUUGUCCUCUGCUGUGUGGAGGUAGCAGCUGUUCCUCCAUCUAGUUUCUGUACUUUAAGAGGUAUUGAAAUUCCUUUUUAUACUGUGAUUGUGGCAUAGUUAUGAUGAAAAAUUAAGAAUAAUAAGAGUGAUUUGGUGUGGCUAAUAUACCACAUAUACCUGGAAGUUCCACAUAUAUGUGUUUGUUACCUACAUUUUUUUUUGAGGCAGAGUUUCACCCUGUCACCAGGUUGGAGUGCAGUGGAGCGAUCUCAGCUCACUGCAACCUUCAGCUCCUGGGUUCAAGCAAUUUUCCUGUCUCAGCCUCCCAAGUAGUUGGGACUACAGGUGUGUGCCAUCACACCCAGCUAAUUUUUGUAUUUUUAGUAGGGACAGUGUUUCACUAUGUUAACCAGGACGGUCUUGAUCUUUUGACCUUGUGAUCUGCCCGCCUCAGCCUCUCAAAGUGCUGGGAUUACAGGUGUGAGCCACUGUGCCUGGCUGUUGUUGUGUUUUUACUUAACAGUCUGUUAAUUGUUUUAGCUUGCCCUUAGGAUAAGUAUAAAUUCCCAGACUUGACUUGCUGGCCCCAGGAGUAGGAAUCGUCUGAGACUAAUGAUCCAGCAGCAAAUUGGAAUCAAUUUGCAGGAACAGUUUCUGCAGAGCUUCUGAGAGGAGAGGAGAGGGGAGGAGAGAAGGUGUCAGGGAGAGAUGCUUGUUCAGCACUUUGCAGAGGGCUCCAAGGCAUCAGAUAGCAGCAUGUUUGCUCCUGCCUUCUAAGAGCUGACCACGUGGUGGGGGAGCCAAGGCACGAAUGAGCUGUGACUUGCACAUUUGUUUCUUCAUUUAUUCGUUCGCCUGUUGGUUCAUUCAUUCAUUCAUCACUGACCACGUGUGACUGAGCAGUUUUUACUUACCAGACACAGUGAAUGUGAGCUCAGUUUCUGGCCCAAAAAGCUGGCAGGACAAGGGGGCAGGACUGUGAAGAAAUAGCGAAAGCUAUGGGACAAACAACCCUGGCCUUUGUUUUACUGUUAGAACUCUAUACAACGUGAUUUUGCAAUGUGCUUUUUAAAAUUCAUUAUGUUUUUGUGAUUUAUUCAUGUUGAUAGAUGAGGCUCUGAUUUGUCUUAAUUGCUGAACUGUGUUGUGCUGUGUAAUUAUACCACUGCUUAUCUAUCCACUUUCCUGGUGAUCGGUAUUUAGAUAGUUUCUAGUUUUCCACUACAGACAGAAGGGCAUUGAGUAUUCUUCCUGUCUCCUCUGGCAUAGGUGGGGAACUUACCUAGAGGGUGGAAGUGGAAUCCUGGUUGUAGGAUUUCAGCAUCUUUUACUUUACUAGAUAUGUUCAAAGUAUUCUCCUAUGUGAUUGUACCAAUUUACAUAUCUUUUCUCAGUUUAUCAAAAUACAAUCUCUCUCUAACUUUGCCAACAUGUGCUAGUGUCAGACAUUUAAAGUAUUUGUCAAUCUAAUGGGUGUGAAAUGCUCCCUUGUUUUGUAAAAUGAAGUUCUGUGAUUGCUAAUGAUAUUGGACUUCUUGUGACUAUUUAAGUUUUGAAUGCAGACUUUACCACUGCCUGUAUGAACUUGGGAAAUGAUUACGUCUCUGAGCCCCAGUUUCCUGGUUUGGUGAAACAUAAAUACCUACAUUUAGAGUUAUUAUGAGAAGAAGGGACCACAUGCAUGGUUCCUGGCUGUUUCUGUCUCAGUGUGAAGUCAUUCUACCAACACCCCCAGCGGGCCACCCCUACCCACUGAGGAGACCCCCCUCAGGCUGUAGUCUGUAGCGGCAGGGGCCAAAGAGGUCCUGUGAGAGCAGGGGACACCUCCUGAGAACCCCAGCAGGAGUCCUUGGUGAGCCACCCAUCUGUGGAUGCAGCGCCCUAGUGUCUGUCCCACGGUAGCUGGCGAUGCAACCUCCAGCACCACCGCACCUCUGUGGUAUCCCACUGGCCUGUCAGCUUCUCACCCACUUCUCCGCUUACACCUGGCUUCACAUGGUGGAGCAAGAGUGGGCCUUUUAAAACAGAAGUCAGGGCUGGGCACAGUGGCUUACACCUGAAUCCCAACACUUUGGGAGGCCGAGGCUGGUGGAUCACUUGAGGUCAGGAGUUCGAGACCAGUCUGGGCAACAUGGCAAAACUGUCUCUACUAAAAAUACAAAAAUUAGUUGGUGUGAUAAUGCAUGCCUGUAAUCCCAGCUACUCAGGAGGCUGAGGCAGGAGGAUCACUUGAACCCAGGGGGUGGAGGCUCUAGUGAGCCGAGAUUGCGCCACUGCACUCCAGCCUGGAGCAACAGAGCAAGACUCUGUCUCAAAAAAAAAAAAAAGCAUAUUACCUACAACUAUCCCUUUUCUUACCCUUGGCUUUGACUGGAAGAAACCUGAUUAUUGGCUCAGCCUCAGUUCCUGGAAAACAGGCUGUCAUCUGUAGACACAAUUUUUAGCUUUUAGAAAGAAAAAGCCUGCUACUUUAUCAUCAGUAUGGAUGAUGCCUGUCCUGACAUUCCACUGUCAAAAACAUAAAUAACAAAAUAAAUUCUAACUGAUAUGGUAACCGCCAAGUUUUAAACAAAAUGGUUGAAUUUUAAAGCAUUGUUGGAAAAUGGAAACUUGUUACAGAGAUUCUGAGCCUUUGUAAAUAUGACUUAAAAAUGAAACCCAUAGGCCAGGUGUGGUGGCUUAUGCCUGUAAUCCCAGCAUUUUGGGAGGCCAAGGUGGGCAGAUCACGAGGUCAAGAGAUCAAGACCAUCCUGGCCAACAUGGUGAAACCCCGUCUCUACUAAAAAUACAAAAAUUAGCUGGGUGUUGUGGCACGCGCCUGUAGUCCCAGCCAGUCGGGAGGCUGAGGCAGGAGAAUUGCUUGAACCCGGGAGGCAGAAGUUGCAGUGAGCCAAGGUCGGAGCGACAUUCUGUUUCAAAAAUAAAUAAAUAAAUAAACUAAAAUUCAAAUUAAACCCAUAAUAUGUAUCUAUUUCAAAGUCAUACUGUAACUUUUUCAGAAAAAUACAUAAAAACUGCAUAGCCAGGGGAUUUCAGUUUUUGCUACCACACUUCAUAACUAAAAUAUUUGCGUACUUUACCAAAUCACCUUGUCAGUGACUCUUUUGAGGACACUUUGUGAAAGUAGCAGAUUACUAUCUUUCUUUUUUGGUGAAGCUAUAAUUUGCCAGAUCUUCCAACCUACUUGACAGCAUUUUACAAAUAACCACAGGGAAGCAAGCUCUGUUCAGUCUGCAUCCAAAUGUCCCCGCUUCCCUGGGUACUCACGGGCUGCUGGUCCCCAGCAGUGCAAGCCAUGGGAGGCAUGGAGAGCCCCAGAGUCCCAAACAUGUACAGCUACUCUCUUAAAAAGUCACAAACACACACAGGUACUCUCCUAAAGCCCCACAGUCGGAGACAGGUGUAUGUGGUGAGGCAGGCCUAUGUGCUGUUGUCGAGUGAGUGGUUCUUUUUGAUGGAGACAACAGCAGAAGUUUCCAGGCAGCCUUUGUCUGGAAGUGAAGAGCAGCAUCUUCACACAUAUUUAGCCUACUUAACUGUAGGGGCCAGGAGUGGCUUGGAGCCCAAACAGAAGUCUGCUCUUCCAGAGUCAUAUUUAAGCUGUUCAUGCUUCAGCUCUGAGGACUCUGGCUUAUUUUUUGGCUAACUUUUAAUGCUCAGUUAUGGCACAAGUCAGUCCGUUAUAAACUCAGUCUCAUCAUAGUACGUAACUUAGGUGGCACAACAAGUCUCCGUAGAGCCAAGCUGUCUGUCCACUUGCUUUUUUUCAGGGAUGUGCACUUUGGGUGCUGGAAACUAGGGCUGAGGGGAGGCCACCUGUGAGAGCUGCAUGUGUGUCAUGGGCCUGGUCUUUCUCUGCUCACUAAUGACAGCUGUCCCAGCCUCUCUUGGGCCCUGGCCUACCACCUUGCCUGCUAUGAUUUUUCUCCCUCACACGUCGUAAGCUGAGGCAGAAACUGAAUCCCUUGUUUUUUUUGUUGUUGUUUUUUUGUAAUAGCAUAGGGAUCUCACUCUGUCACCCAGGCUGGAGUGCAGUGGCACAAUCAUAGCUCACUGCAACCUCCAACUCCUGGCCUCAAGUGAUCCUCCUGCCUUGGCCUCCCAAAGUUCUGGGAUUACAGAUUUUCCUUUCCUUUAUGAAGACCUUUUUCCUACUAAGGUAGUGUUCCCAGCAAGAGUGUGAAUUAAACCCCCAAUUAAUUCCUUCCUUAAUUCUGCUGCUAGAGGUCCAGCAGACAGGGCUUUGUCUUAACCCAUAGUUUACCACUCUUUUUGUCAGAAAAAACACUGAAAGUUCAGAGUGAAGCUUGCACAUGAACUUGGCAAGCCCUUUCUUGACCCUGGACCUGAACCUACCUUGGAAGGCAGAGAAAGCCCCAUUUCUACCUGGGUCAGUGCAGCCCUGACCAGCAUGAGCCCUGCCCAGCAGGAGGGCCAGAGGCCAGCUCUGGGCCCCAGCAUCCCUCUGGCUUACACCACACUCUGUCCAGGUCUAAUGAUUUUCAUUCUCCAUUUUCUCUGUGCAGUCUUUUCUGCCCACCAUACAGUUUGUUGGGCCUCCUUUUGAGUCCUACACCAGCCCCAGCGCCAGCCCUGCCCUCCAUCUGACCACAUUUUAAAGUGGGUAUCUCUCUAACUUAGUGUUUGGUUGCCUUUUGUGUUGGGAAAACAUUGGCCUCUGCCCACUUGUGACACCAAGCCCUCUUGACUGAUGAUUCCCAGAAUUUUCCUAGAAUUGCAUCUUCUGUGGGACCAACGUGGUCCUUCCCAUGGAGUACCCCAUUCCAGUGCUGUCCGCUGAGAACUUCCUGGCUAUGCUGCUUUUCCCAAGCAUUCAUAACGCUGGAGCUGGUCUCUGUCCCUUGGUGUCAUGCUCAUGGCCUGGCACACGAUGACUCCAGCUAUGAAUUUUGCGUAAUUACUUAUUUUCCUGGUGACUUGUACAAACCAAAUUUUAGUGUACCUGCUGUCCUCCUUAAAAACAGGAAUGUCUGGGUGGGCAUAGGUUUUGGAAGGAGACAGAGAAAAUCCUUCCUCGUGAAGCUCUUGUGUAAUCUCACAUUGGGCUUGGCUCUCAGACCCGCUUAGAUCCAGAUACUGUUGGAUAGCCCCAUGGACGCAAAGCGCUUCCUGCCAAAGUAGAUGCGUGCCUGCCGGGUUGGAAGCAGGGGGCCAGGAAACCCACUGCGGUGCUGGUUUCCUGCGCUCAGAACAGCAUGCUGUGUGCACACACAGGUUCAUGCCGACACACACGUGUGCUGGUUGGUGCCCAGUAAUGCUGCUUUAGAAAACACUAGGACUGAACAGGAUGUAUAGUGUUAAAGGUUGAUUCUCCCCUCCAUUACAGAAGCUUUUUUUUUGAGACAGAGUUUCACUCGUUGCCCAGGCUAGAAUGCAAUGGCACGAUCUCGGCUCACUGCAACCUCUGCCUCCCAGGUUCAAGUGAUUCUCCUGCUUCACCCUCCCACGUAGUUGAAAUUACAGGCAUGCCCCACCACGCCUGGCUAAUUUUGUAUUUUUAGAAGAGACAGGGUUUCACCACAUUGGUCAAGCUGGUCUCAAACUCCUGACCUCAGGUGAUACAUCGGCCUUGGCCUCCUUUCAAAGUGCUGGGAUUACAGGCGUGAGCCACCAUGCCUGGCCACCAUUACAGAAGCAUUUUUAGGUGCUCUUGAAUGUUAUAUUCUUCUGUAUGUUAUAUUCAUUUUUUAAGUUUCUUUGUAUGUAUUUUAUUUUUUUAAAAUUUGAGUAUGUUUUUCUCACAGAGAGAUUUGACCUAGUAAUAGUAGCCAUAAGAAAGAGUUUAGCACACUUUAAGAACAAAAGCAUUUAAACAUUAACCAUUAGUAAAAGUAAUUUUAUAGUAAAAUAUUAACCCAACCAAAUAUUUACUUUGGGGCCUUAAAAGAUGUAAGAUUAUUUAAAAAGACACUCCUGGCCAGGCACAGUGGCUCACGUCCAUAAUCCCAGCACUUUGGGAGGCCGAGGUACACAGAUUGCUUGAGCCCAGGAGUUUGAGACCAGUGUGGGUAACAUGGUGAAACCGUGUCUCUACCAAAAAGAUAAAAAUUAGCUGGAUGUGGUGACGUGCACCUGUAAUCCCAGCUACUUGAGAGGCCGAGGCAGGAGGAUUGCUUGAACCCAGGAGGUGGAGGUUGCAUUGAGCCAAGGUUGCAUCACUGCACUCCAGCCUGGGUGACAGAGCAAGAUUCUGUCUUUGAAGAAAAAAGAAAAAGACAAAAAUUAGGUUGGUGUGUUGGUAUGCCUGUAGUCCCAGCUACUUGGGAGGCUGAGGUAGGAGGAUCAUUUGGGUCUGGGGAGGGUUUGCAGUGACCAGAGAUUGCUCUACUGCACUCCAGCCUGAACUCUGAGCAAGACCCCUCUCAAAAAUAAUAAUAAAUUUAAAAAUAUAUAUUUAUUUAGGAUCUCAAAGUUCACUGAUCACACCAGCAAUCAAUAAUGGGACAGUAAUCUCAUUUUUUGGAGAAAUAUUAUUUCUAAGCCUGUUGUUAAAUCUUUGUGUUAAUAAUUGUCAUCUUACCUAUUUGAAAAUUUAACUUCUUUUUUUGAGAUGGAGGGAGUCUUGCUCUGUUGCCCAGGCUGGAGUGCAAUGAUAUAAUCUCGGCUCACCACAACUUCUGCCUCCCAGGUUCAAGCAAUUCACCUGCCUCAGCCUCCCAAGUAGCUGGGACUAUGGGCAUGUACCACCAUGCCUGGCUAAUUUUUAUAUUUUUAGUAGUGACAGGGUUUCACUAUAUUGGCCAGGCUGGUCUCAAACUCCUAACCUCGUGAUCCACCCGGCUUGGCCUCCCAAACUGCUGGGAUUACAGGCCUAAGCCACCGCACCUGGCCAGAAAAUUUAACUUUUCAGAAAACUUUAUGAUAUUAGCAGCAAUUGAAUCUAUUUGGUCAAAAGCUGAGGAGACCAAACCAUUCAAAAUUUAAAUUCUUAAAGAAUUUUGACCAAAUAGACUCAAUUGCUGCUAAUAUCAUAAAUGUUUAUGGGAUUACAGACCAGGUGCAGUGGCUCAUGCUUGUAAUACCAGUACUUUGGGAGGCUGAGGUAGGGAGGAUUGCUUGAGGCCAGGAGUUUGAGACUACCCUGGACAAUAUAGUGAGAUGCUGUAUCUAAAAAUAAAAAAGAAAUUAAAAAAUAAAGUUAGCUGGGUAUGGUUGCCUGCACCUGUAAUCAUAGCUUCUUGGGAGGCCAAGGUGGGAAGUUUGAGCCCAGGAGUUAGAGGCUGGAGAGAGCUUUGAUUCCACCACUGUACUUCAGCCUGGGUGACAGAGCAAGACCCUGUCUCUAAAAAAUAAAUCACAAAUUUUAAAAAGCUAGGCACCAUGGCUGACUCCUGUAAUCCCAGCACUUUGGGAGGCUAAGGCAGGCAAAUUGCUUGAGCUCAGGAGUUCCAGACCAUCCUUGGCAAUGUGAUGAAACCCCAGCUCUACUAAAAAAAUAACAAAAAAUUAGCUGGGUAUGGUGGUGCCUGCCUGUAGUCCCAGCUACUGUGGAGAUUGAAGUGGGAGAAUCACCUGAGCUUGGGAAGUCAAGGCUACAGUAAGCUGUUUUCACACCACUGCACUCCAGCCUGGGCAACAGGAGUGAGACCCUGUCUCAGAAAAAGAGGUAAUUAAUUUUUAAAAAGAUAAUUAAUUAUGGGUCUAUUUGUCCAGAUUAUACACAGCAGAGAACAAAGUAGAGUCAAUUAUCUACUGUUGUGUAACCAACCAUCCCAGAAUUUUAGUGACUUAAAAAUAAUGGCUUAUUAUUUCCUAUGGCUCUGUGGGCUUGGCUAUGCUUAGCUGGGCAGUUCUGCUCUGUGUGGUGUCUCCUGGGUUUCCAUGUAGCUCAUCCCACUGGGAAUUCAGCUGGGGCCGAACACCCAAGAGGGCCUCACUCAUGGGUUGAAACUGUGGCACAGUUGACUGAAUCUGUCUCCAGCCAUGGUGGGAUCUGAGGAGUAAAAAUGGAAGCAGCAGGUUUCUUGAGGGCAAGGCUCAGAACUGGCACAGCAGCAUUUCUGCUUCAUUCCACUGAUAGAGCAAAUCAUGGGCCAGCCAAUAUUCAAGGGGAAGGGAAGUAGAUUUCACUUCGUAUUGAGAGCUGCUCCCUGUAUAUACAGGGAUGGGAGAAACUAUUAGUGCCAAUUGUUUGGUAGCACUGUUAGGGACACAUGAAUAGAAAUAGAGGAUCCAGGACCCCUGAAACUAUUCAGUGUGUGUGUGUGUGUGUGUGUGUGUGUGUGUGUAUACACAGGGAAUUUGUGGUAUAUUAAGUUUCUGUGGAAUGUGCUUUACCUCUGUUCACCUAUUUCAAUUGUGACAAAGGUCAAGUCUUUUUUUAGCAAACAUCCUUCAAAAUGCUGGAAUUUUACAGUUAAAAGGAACUUUGGGAUUAGCUCAUAUAUUCUUAUCUUGCCAUUUUAUUGGGCACAAUUGGGAUCUGGAGAAUUUUUGUGAUCUGUCCACAAUUAUGCAGCUAGAUAGUAUAGGUAGUUUUGUUAUGGAGUUUGAUAUACAUGUAAGCAUCUUAUUGUCAUGUUCUCUUUAGAAACCAUUGCUCUUUCAACAUAAAGUUAAGUCAUACUUUAAUUUUUGCCAUGUUCUAAUCAAUCCGUUGUUCAUAGCCGUAACUGAUUUGUAUACCUAGUUACUAAAAGACACAACAUUCUAUACAAUCAGCAUUUUUACAUGUUAACACUACUGAAAGUUGCCUAUUUUGUUACUGCUACAUACUUAGCAUCUAGAGCAGUGGUAGAUUUGUUUGAGUUGUAGUUGUAAAAGGUAUUAUUUCUGGCUGUGGUAAGUAUAUUCUAGGGACUAUAUUAAUUAAAAUUGUUGUUUAGUAAUGGCCAUGUGACCUCUAACUCCCAUCCCACACUUUCCUAUUUGAGGGGCUGAUAUACCUAAAUCUGACAGAUAAUCAUUAUGGAAAUCAGUUUUUCAAAAAUGAAUUAUUUCAUCCUGAGGAUAAAUUUCAAGAAAUAAAAUUAUUAAAUCAGGGUACAAAAAAUGUAAUAACUUUUGAUACUAAUAAAUAUCACCCCUGAAUAUUUUUGGUUUAUACAUGACCGAGAAUAGUUUCACUAGCUCACUUAUCUUUCUAAUUAUUGAUUUUAUUUUGGUGCGAACAGUAGUUAUAAAGUGCUCUUUAUCAAUGUUUCUUUUUUUGUUUGUUUGUUUGUUUGUUUGAGAUGGAGACUUGCCCUGUUGCCAGUGCUGUAGUGCAGUGGCAUGAUCUCAGCUCACUGCAACCUCUACCUCCUAGGUUCAAGCGAUUCUCCUGCCUGAGCCUCCCAAGUAGCCAGGGCUGUAUUGGUGUAUGCUGCCACGCCCAGCUAAUUUUUAAAAUUUUUUUUGUAUUUUUAGUAGAGAUGGGGUUUCCUCACAUUGUCCAGGCUGAAGGCCAGGUGUCCUGGCUCAUGCCUGUAAUCUUAGCAUUUUAGGAGGCUGAGGCGGGAGGAUGGCUUGAGCUCUGGAGUUGGAGACCAGCCUGGGUAACAGUGAGAACCCAUCUCUACAAAAAACUUUUUAAAAAAAAUCAGCCAAGCAUUCUGGCUCCCACCUACAGGAGGCUGAAAUGAGAGGAUUGCUGAAGCCCAGCAGGGCCAGACUGCAGUGAUCCGUGAUUGAGCCACUGCACUCCAGCCUGGGCGACAAAGCAAGACCCUGUCAAAAAAAACCUGCUCACUUCUGUGGCGCAACACGUAUACUAAAACUGGAACAAUAAGGAGAUUACCAUAGCCCUUAAAAAUAUAUAAAACAAAAACAAAACAUUAUGCCAAAUUUCUUCUUCAUUCAUUUCCCAUAAGUUACUUUUAAAAAGUUGUAUGUUUAUGCCUGUGUGCGAGGAGCAGGUGUCCUCUGUGCACGUUUCUGGUGUACCAAGGUGCAGCACCACCAGCUACCGGAGGAGGUCGCUGCAGGGGCUAGAGCUGCUGCUGCAUCCAUUCGAGGUGACAACUCAUUUUCUUCUUGCACGCAGACAUUUAAACUCCAAAGGCCACUUCUUCCAUUGGUCCUCCACUUGUUUUCCAGCCACAGUUGGCUCGCAUGCAGCGCGUGCUGCAUCUGCCCAAGGUCGUCAGGGCCAUGCCUUGCGUGGACAGUGUUGAGGAGGGGCCCCAGUUCUCCGUGAACAAGAUUGCCAGGGCUCCAACCCCGUGUGGACAAGGUAGUGGACAAGGUUACUAGGACCCCCGCCCUGCAUGCACAAGGUCUCUAGGACCCCUGUCUCAUGUGGACAAGGUUGUGGAAAAAGUCGCCAAGGCCCCCACCCCGCGCAUGUGCACGAGGUCGCUGUGGCCCCCACCCCACGUGGACGAGGUUACUGCGUGGACAAGCUUAUGGUGCUCUGCCCCACCAGCCAAGGUUGUCGGCCCCGCCCUGCCUUGUCCAGUGAGGACAGGGUCAUGGGGACCCGCCUGCCCAACAUCGCUGGACAUGGGAGGGGCACACAGCAGUGGGGCCUCUAGAGGAGCUCUGGGCCCAGAGGGGCUUCAUUCUUCCAGGCGCCUUUCCGUGGGGGUGGGGUUGAAACACUCUGGAAAUCCCAGCUCCUCUGCUCCUAUGUCCUGGUCAAAAAAUCUAGGGAUUUGGGUUGGGGGUUUUUUGAAGACCAGCCCACAUGCAAUCCUCCAAGGAAGCUUAGGAUCUUGCCAGAGAUGAGGCAGCCUUCUCUCCCAGCCAACUCUUCCUCUUCUCCGCCUCAUCCCCUCCUUCCCUCCUUCCCUCCUUCCUUCCUUCCUUCCUUCCUUCCUCCCUCCCUCCCUCCCUCUCUCCCUCCCUCCCUUCUUUUGAGACAGGCUCUCUUGCUCUGUCCCCUAGGCUGGAGUACAGUGGCAUGAUCUCAGCUCACUUCAGCCUCUGCCUCCCAGGUUCAAGUGUUUCUCCUGCCUCAGUCUCCUGAGAAACUAGAACUACAGGCACCCACCACCAUGCCCAGCUAAUUUUCUUACUUUUUACAGAGAUUGCGGGGGGGGGGGUCUUGCCCAGGCUGGUCUUGAACUCCUGACCUCAAGCAAUCCUGCCUCCGCCUCCCCAAAGCACUAGGAUUACAAGCAUGAGCUACGACUGAAGUGAAAGUUACCUGAGGAAGCCUGAGAGACAGGCAGACACAGACAGACAGAAGGCCACGAAGACACGACAGGGCCAGAGCACUUCAUUUCUGCUUUUUUAGCCAAACCUCAUAGCUGGAAUGUUAAAACUUUAGGAUAUGGUUUUGCUAAGGCUUGAAAAAUGUUUCCUUACCAGGAAGGGCUGAGGGGAAGGAUCUUCAUAGGAAAUUCCUUCCCUCAUACAUAAUAAUUGUCACUGCAUUUAAAUUACUUGCAUUCACAGGGCAAUGCACGUGAAAUACUUCUGCUGCUUAGGCAUUGUGAGUCCAGCUCCUACCUUGCUAAGAGCUAGUGGUAGAUUGAAGGAAUGUCUUCUGGUUCCCACCCAUCCUUGUAGGCCCUAUACCCACUAGAGGGGGACCACGCCAGGAGAGUAGAGCGUGUGUCAGGAGCCCAUGCUGGUCUGCCUGGCUGGAGCACUGGGUGAGGCCAGCUUCCCCAAGGGACAGCAGAGGAGAUCAUAAUGGUGUACCUGCAACAGAGGCCUGGACCAUCCAAUGGGGAGCCUUGGAGCUGGGAUGCGGUCCUUGAAAUUGAGAGGAACUGCCUCGAGAUCCUGGCAGAGCCUGAGGUGCCCGACACCUCAGCCACCUCGACGUUUUGUUACGUGGCUCUUUUGCAGUCCUUUCUAUAUCAGACAGCAUGUGGGCAAACCUCACAUUUCCAGGCUUCAUAGUGUUAGAUUCAGUUGUAAGUGAAUACCAAUUUGUUGACAAAAUGUAAGAGGAGAAAUAUUUGGGAAAGAUACCUAAGGUACAGAUGUUCAAAACUGCUUUAUUAAUAUGUAAUUCACACACCUGAAGUGGAGUUUUACAAGAGUUGUCAGUAGCAGCAGGAAACCAGUGAAGUUUGAAAUCUCGGUUUAUCUUGCCCUUUUUUAUCCCUCCCCAGUCUCUCUGUUUUAGCCAUGAGGCAGAAAACUUGUUGAGGAGCUCUGCUUUAAUGGAGUGGAAAGAAUUCCUUCUGUCUGGUCCAGGUCCACCACCCCAAGCUGAGGACAGCCCACUGCAGUGCAUGUGACUGCUGUCCAGAAGAGAUGAGGCUGCCAGGCCCCCAGGGUAUCCUUGAUGCAGUAGUAUUUAGCCCUACUAGCUUCUAUUCUGCAGCAAGUCUGACAAAAGAAUUUUUCAUUUAAUGUAUAUGAAUCUGCAAGAACAGCCCACAGGGUAGCAGAUAAGGGCUCCGGGUAAGAGCCCAUCAGACUCUUAUUUUGUAACCAUUGUGGCUCCCCAAACUGUGAGUCAUAGAGUUUAUGCCAUGUUAGGUUUUGCUGAAUUUGAUGUGGAUUGUGAAUAAUAAUAUCAGUUCUCCCUUCAAAGUAUCCCAAAUCUUCUACCAGGCCAGGUGCAGUGGCUCACACCUAUAAUCCCAGCAGCUUGGGAGGCUGAGGCAGGUGGAUCACCUGAGAUCAGGAAUUCGGACCAGGCUGGCCAACAUGGCAAAACCCUGUCUCUACUAAAAAUACAAAAUUUAGCCAGGUACGGUGGUGCAUGCCCAUAAUCCCAGCUAUUCAGCAAGCUGAGGCAGGAGAAUUGCUUGAACCUGGGAGAAGAGGGUUUCAGUGAGCCAAGAUCAUGACGUUGUACUCUAGCCUGGAGGACAGAAUGAGACUCUGUCUCAGAAAAAACAAAAACAAAAAAAAAGAAUCUUCUACUACUCUAAUGUAGGUAGAAAAAAAAUUCUUCUGGACGAUGUGAGAUGUGAAAGAAAUCUCAAAAUUGAGAUGCUUACAAGGUUGGCAGGACUGAGAGUACAGGUGAGUUAGACGCAGGAGAUGGGGUUUUGCACACAUUGAGCAUCUUACUAUUGCAGCAGGUGGCAUGGAGUGGUCACUAAUGAAGCAAGUGUUGAACGUCACAGGUAUCUUCUGCCAAAUCUGGUGCUAAUAUGAUGGCUUCAACUCCAGCCUUGAUAACUGUCUAUAAGAGAAGGCUCCAUUUAUGGUAAACAAGUUCAAUGGAUUAGCAUCUUUUUUUUCUAUGAGACAUUAAACAAUCCUAAAUUAAACUUUCUUGAGUGUUUUAGGAGAAAAAUUUAGUGUGUGUAGGAUUUUCUUGUUGUAUGUGGCUAGGUGACACAAAGUCAUCAAAGUCUUGUUAGCCUAUCACAUGACUCUGUAAAUAAUUAGUAAUUGGUAAAUAGGGCAUGACACACAAGUUCAAAGGCAUUAAGAUUUUGUGAGCUUCUGUAGAAGAGGCUCUCCUGAAGAAUGGCACAUGUGCAAACUAGAUAAAGGAGUAAAAGUUGGAAGUUGCUGCUGCUGUUAAUGUUGAUUUGAAAUUCCCUUUAUCCUGUGCCUCGGUGCAUCUCUGCUGGGUGCUUUAGCUCCGUCUUCCACACACCAGGACAGCCUGCCCAGUGGAACAGGCAGUGUCUUCUCACUCCCUGCUUGUAGCUCUGUCCUCAUUUCCUGUAUCCUAUGUCAGUCUAAUUUAGUCACUCACUCAUUCAUUGAACAAAUACCUGCGAUCACUUUCUACACACUAGAUACCAGAACACAUACCUGAGCUGUCCUUGCCUUCAGUUGACUUGCAGCUUCAUCCUUGCUUUGGGGCAGGGCUGCCCAGCCUUUCCACAUCUUGGCAUAGACGUGGCUGAUGUUUACACAGCACCCUGAGGUAAGCUGCACGAGAUUGGAGGUGUCUGUUGAGGCUUGGUGAAAAGAACUCACUACACUUCUUUCUAUAAUUAUUAUAAGAAGAAUACACAGUAAAACCUUAGAGUCAUAAAUGUCAAACAUGCACAAAAUCUACAAUUACAGUUUUUAUGUUUUUUCCCAGAAACACAUAAGAUACCUUUGGGAACUGUAACAGCUAACCCUUAGAUCAUGCUGAUGCCGAAACGUGACAUUAUCUCCUUUAGUCCCAAGAGCAACCUGUUAGCCUUAUUUCCCAGAUGAGGAAACAGGCACUCAGGGUAGGGAAACCACUUGCUGAAGGUACCACAGCUGCUAAGUGGAAGAGGGGAGGGGUGAACCCAGGCGCAUGGCCUCCAUCUCUGCUCCCUGGACCACUGUGCCAACCUGCCAUCUUUUGGAAUAGCCACCUACAGUUCUAGAUAAAGACUCUUAAAAGGCAAUCUUUAUACAUUCUUUUUUUAAAAAAAAUUUUUAUUUUUUAUUUUUUUUCUUUUUUGAGACACAGUCUUACUUUGUUGCCCAGCCUGCCCUACUUCCUGGGCUCAAGCAAUCCUCCUGCCUCAGCCUCUUGAGUAGCUGGGAGUACAGGCAUGCACCACCAACACCCAGCUAUUUUUUUGUAGAGAUGGGGUCUCGCUGUGUUGCCCAGGUUGGUUUCAAACUCCUGGGCUCAAGUAGUCUUCCCACCUCAAUCUCCCAAAGUGCUGGGAUUACAGGCAUGACCACCACAUCCAGCUUGGUCUCCACACACUCUUAGAAACGAAGUGGCCAAGCUCCUAGGCUGGCUUCAGCUGCACAUCCUUGACACACUCCUCCCGCCUCCUGGCUCUGACCUCUUGCCAUUCCCCAGACUCUGUGCUUCACUCUGUGAUUCUGCAUGUACUUUGAGCCCAGAGGUCAUGUAUUUCUGAUGGAUUUAGAAGUGGGUUCCCAUUUCCUUCAGCAUUUAAAUCAUAGCUCUAUGUAUAUGUAUAGUAGCAUCUUCUGAGAGUUAAUGUAUUUCUUGUUAAAGAAGCAUUGAUGGACAGAUAACAAGGGCAAGCGUCAGUCAACAUGGGUUAUUUGAAGGGUUUAUUUAUAAACAAGCUGGCUCAUGAGUGCGGUUCACUUUUAUGACUUGAAACUCCCCUCUGAACAUGAGUCUUCACUUGUGGUCUCCUUGCAGAGUUUUCUUACUUGAGUUCCUAGAUUUGAAGCACAAUAAACAUGCACAUCUUGAGUAGUGGGUGCUUUGUAAACAGGGAGAGAGUUUGAGAACAUCCACAUCGACCUAGCCUGUCCUGGAGGUGUCCCUUCCUUGGCAGUCAGCAGGUACUGGGUUAACAAGCACAGGCUGGUGAUUCACCCUGCAGGAGACAGAGCGUUUGUCACGUUUCAGACAAAGCAAUUGAACGGUUAGUGCUGAUGGAAAGGCUUGCGGUUAGAGUUGGCCCCAAUUGGCACAUUUUUUUAAUGGUCGCCAAAAGCUCCAGGGUGAUCCCACAAAGAUGUGGUCUUAUAUCGUAUCUUCCUCUAAGCUGUUGAGUCUUUGCAGACGUGAUCUCAUCACAUAGCACAGCUGUGAAGUAGGCUGUGGGAGUCUUAUCUCCCAUCCCAGGUGAGGCCAGGAAGCAUUUCCCUUCUGAACCACUGCUGUCUGCUCUCUGCGGCUCUUCAAGGUUGUAAACAUUCGCCCUUUCUGGCAGUCCCAGUGCCACUUCAACAAACAGCUCUGUUCUUAUUACCACUUUCUAGUCCGUCACUUCAUGUCCUUCCACUGUGACGUGGCCUGCCCAUGUGGCAGCACCUCCCCAGGCCUUCCACCUUGUGUUCCUCUGCAGCCCCUUCCCUGUCCCUGCCAUCUUGCCCUGCCCACGCCCUCAUCGCUAAGAACACAGGCACAGGUUACAGCCAGCGUUUUCUAUCCUGCCACUCUGCUGUCAUAUGGCCAGGACUGGAAAGCUUGAUUUACUAUUAGUCCAUCACAUGUGGAUAGUAAGUGCUUAAUUUGUUCUAGGCACUGUGGUAAGUGGGCAGAUGCAGGCAUGAGUAACAUGGUUUUCUGGUCCUUCUCGUCCUAAGGGAACCACAGACACACAGCUGAGUGUGAUUCGGGUCAUGGGCACCACAAUGCCCCAUCCAGAGGAAGGGAACACUGUGCUGUGUCUCUCUGUGCAGAAUGGCUCUAGGACCAGGGCCAGGCUUCAUGCUGCAGAGCAGCCCUGCACCGCCUCCCCCACUAGAAAGACUCCCUGGGUCUUUCUACAUCUCCACCUCUUUCUUGGGUGCUCUCUGGGUAACUGUGGGCUCCUUUCCAGGGCUCCCCAUUGUGCAUUUUGUUUCCUCCUGCCAAAGCCCUUUUUGUGGCCUUUGCCUGCUUCGCCCUUGUCCCAGAGCCAGCCUCAAUGGUGUUCUUUUCUCUCUGCUCACCCUCCCUGUUUGCCUAUGGCUCUUUCCGUCCUGAAAGAUGAAGGGGGCGUCAUUGUCAGAGCCUCACAGUCCCACCCCCCUGGGCUGUAUCUCUUCUGCACCCUCCUGCCUGUUCUGUCUCCCCCACCUGAGUGCCUCCAGCUCUGCACCCAAAACUGUCCCCAGCCUGACCUGCUGACGUGUGUGUCCCUGUUUAAAAGCUUCCUUGACUGCCUGCAGAUGGAACAAAACCCCGGAGAGCCUGGCCCCCAUCUUGUGCAUCCCUCUCCACAUCUCCAUCCAUCCUGGUGUGCUGCUGCUAUGAGCCCAUCUUUCCCCAGGCUUCUGCUCUGGCUGUCCCAUCUGCCAGGAAUGCCUUUUCUCUCCAGGGCUCAAAGUCUGGCACAGCUUAGCCAUGCCACCUUAGCCUUCCACCUCGUCCUUCGGAUGGAAGGAGGCUUUCUCCUGUGGCCCUCAUCCAUUUUACUUGCCCUCUCUGGUGGUGGCCACCAGCCUCUGUCUUGUGUUCAUCCCACAAGCAGUUUGAGGGACCUGUCCUGUGCCAGCAUGGCUCCUUGGGCUCCUGUUGUGUCUGUAUUUUCUUUCUUGUACCAGUCAGAUCUCUAAGGACCAGUCCUCUGCUGCUGUAGCCAGCACAGGGCAUUGUAAAUAGUAGGCAUGUAAUAUAUGACUCUUGGGCAGCUGCACCCUCUCCUUGGGGACAGGUUUCCUCAUCCCAAAGUUAGCCUGGGGGUGAGCUGAGGUUAAAGCCAGGUUCCCUGGCUCCCACAGUUCUUCCCCGUAAAUGUUUCUAGUUUUAGGUUCAUCCUGAACUCACCAGUCCAACCACAAAACUUUUCUAAGGAGAAGCAGAAUCGAAAUCUCUGCCUAUCAUCAAAAUUCCCAUAUGUCCUUAACAGAAGGCCAAAUAGUCUGUGGUGUGGCUUAUGCUAGGCUUUUGUCAUCAAGCACUUGCAGGACACACAGCCACCUGCACUCAUUCUGAGGGUCUCCUGCAGUGCUUCACAGGUUCUCAGCAGUGACAGAGGCAAAGUGUUGCAGCACAGACUGGGGACGGGAGUCCCUGGCAGCUUUGCUUUAGGAUGACGUGUACUUCCCUCUCCUUUGCUUCCC
This is a messenger RNA of Callithrix jacchus (white-tufted-ear marmoset), 56209 nucleotides long. The record is from RefSeq and is a predicted model, not a curated record. NCBI's taxonomy places the organism in Eukaryota, Metazoa, Chordata, Mammalia, Primates, Cebidae.